This is a messenger RNA of Porites lobata, 47756 nucleotides long. Lineage: Eukaryota; Metazoa; Cnidaria; Anthozoa; Scleractinia; Poritidae. The record is from the annotation of a GenBank genome assembly.
GUCAAAAGCCGCUUCCAUGGAAAUUAUAACUCUGGCGGAGAAGUGAACUGUAAAAUGACUAAACAGACUCAAAACAAAAGAGGGUCAACUCUUUUGGUCAGCUUGUAAGUGAGUUUAGGUCCCAAAGGCCAGAAACGAUAUUUUUACGACGUCUAUUAUGAUUAGGACGAGUUAAAUAAAAGAGGGUUCUUGGACUGUACAACGAUUGUCUACAAUCAUUAUGGCGGACCAGCAUUCAUCUGGCACUAAUCCUGCACAUCAUAGUCGCGGAGGAAGACAUCGCUCUCGCAAGCAACAAAAACCUUCCACUGCUGAAAGGGAACAAAAAAAGGCAUCACGAUUACAGACUCUGGGCCCGGGAGAAUCGAUUAAAGAAAAACAGGUUUGUUUUUAGACGUAGCGCGCCAAAAGUGCUAUGACUUCUUGAGGUAGAAAUUUUGUCACGCUACAGCCUUGGUGCUACAGGAAUGUUUUACUGUUUUACUGUUUUUUUUUUUAUCCUUUUUUGCUCUUAUUUCUUGUUUACAUAGCUAAAGAUUGUGUUUUAUUUUGUAUUUCUGAGACCUCGAUACGAUCCUGCCAGGCACGUUCGACUUCUAGUUCGAUCGUCAGCUGGAUCGAUCAAAUAAUUAAGAUCGGCUCUCGUACAGUUUAGAGUAGAAGAUUUUACUAGUCGUACAUCGCCACAUUUAUGUUCAUAGUGCCAAACUUGCUUUAUGAUUGUUUCAAAUCAUUCAAUUUCGAUCUCUGGACUUGUAAAAUCAUAUUCGAACUUUAUGGCUGCAAAAUGACACGAUUUUAAUUUGAACCCAAACCCUUAAGGUCGUGUACUAUUCAACAUUUCUUGUGGCUUUCUGGUGAGCUUAUUAUUUUGGCAGCAGAUUAAACAUUAUGACUCCUGGGUUCAAACCUUUCACAGAUUAAACAUUACUUAGUAUUCUGGUGUCAGUGUUGUUUGAUAAUUUCAUAAUUUGACGAUCAAUCAUCGAUUAUAGCAAUAUUUUAUGUUCGGGAUGAGGUGCUGAGGGCAACUCGUCUCACAUCCAUCAUUCCAAUGUGCUUUUAUGGACACACAGAGAUUUUAUAACUCAAUUUCCAUGUGUUUGGAUACGAUCUGCCUAAGUGAUGGUUUGAGUAACCCUGAGAUAAGCCCGUACAUCAUGCAUUAUAGGCAGGUUUAGGGGUGGGAGUGUGAUCAGGUGCAAAUAGCAUAUUUCUGUCCAGAAGUAAUGGUGCUUCAGACUAUAGAAAAUGUGAUAUUAAGCUCCCCCUUGCACUGUUUAAUCCUUGACUUGAAUUUUGAUGUAAACUGAUCAAGGUGUUGAGUCAGCUGUUUUAAGUUGAGUAUUUGUAUUUAAAAAAUCAUAUAAUUUGCAAGUGUUCCUAUCAGCCAGUUACAAGCCUGAUCAUCUCCAAUAACAUCAGACAUUGAGGAUGGGGCAAAACAAUGUCAUAAUGGAAUGCGGUGUAUGCUAUGCAUGCUUAUACCUUCUUUGGGAAAACGCACUCUAACGAUAUUUUGUGUUAGACCGUUAGCUGUCCGUUAGUCAUCUGUUAGAUGAUUCAAUGAAAAUCGUUAGGGGCGUUAGGCAAUUUGUUAGCAACUCAUGGACAUUUUAGUGACUGGAGAAAAAUCUUUGCAAAGAAAGGGGGAUAGAAAGUGGGGUUAGGGGGUGGAUGUACAUGUAGAGAGAGGUGGAUAAUUAGUGGACAUAAGGGUGGAUGGUGGAAUUUCCUCUGAUCAAGACAGGUUUAGUAGUAUUCAUGAGUAAUUGCUUAAUCACAGGGUGCAUGGCUGAUCUUGUGACAUGUUCUAAUGAGAAUGUUGAAAUGGAUGUAUAUCAAUAACGAUCAUUGCAGACAACUUUCCUACUUCUGAUGGAUGUCACGGUGGUUCAUCGGGAUCAUCAAUACUAUUAAGUGCCCUUCUUAGACAAUGAGUGAAGCAUGACAAUAGCGACCAACUGUAGAUCUCUUAGAGAGGUAUUGUAAACAGCAAACUCAGGUGUCUGUUAAGAGAGAGUGUACAUUCUUCUUUCUUUCAUUUUUCCUUUCAGCAAAAAGCCAGAGAAGAACGUGAGGCAAAGAGGGCUAUGAUAGAUUUCCGACAUGAAUAUUUGAUCAGUACAGUUGCCACCACUCUUGGACUGACAAAUGAGGAAGUUACAGAGUCUUUACUUGAAGGCUCACAGGUCUGUAUUACUAGCCUUUAAUAGACUGUAGCUCUUGUCUGCCUUGCCAGAUAUAUUAAGUUACAGCCCUGCAGAUGAAUUAUAUUUUAAAAAUAUUAAAUAAUUAUCUUUAUAUAGGCUGUCAUUUACAUGUUAUGCAGGCCUGUAUGGCAGGCAUUUGAAGGGGAAGAAAAAGGGGAUUCUUGGGCGGAGAGAAGUGUGAGGGCAUGUGAGGAAUGAGGGAUGGGUGCAGGUGUUCCCCUUCUCCUUCGCGCAUGGUUUCACGCCCAAAUUCCCUUUCCCUUUCUUUUCGAAUGCCUGCCAUGCUGGUAUUUACAUGUAUAGAACACAACUUUGCUGCAGGCAAAAAUCAUGUAGUAUAAAUCAUCAUAAUGUUGGUAAAUCUUCCAUGUUCUCACCCUGUCAAUGUGAAAAAUAAUAUUAUCCAGUUAAAGUAAGUGGAGCCCUAUUAUCCCAGUAUCAGGAUUGUAAAAAUUUAAAUUGAGUUUUGAAAUUGUUUUUGUUUUUAUAGAUUGAAACUAUGGAGGACUUUUUAAAGGCAGAUGGUCUUUCAAGGAUAAUAUUUUACUUUCAAGAAGUUGACAACAUUCCAGAUGCAGGUACUUUGCUAACUUGUUUAUCACAUGUUCAUGUAUCUUCAGUCAACAAUAAUCAAUUUUUUUGACUCUCUUUCAGGGCUCGAAAUUAAAAAAAAUGUCUGGUCGCAAAUUUGCGACUAGUUACGAAAAUUUGGUCGCAACUUUGAAAAUGUUAGUCGCGAAAUUAAUUGAGGCCAUUUAAUCAAGAAAUAAGUAGGUUUUUAAAUGAUUAACGCUUUAAUUUUCAUUCUUUCAACAGCUUUCAUGUCAUUUCGAGACUUAAUAGUAGAGAACGUUUAGCGUCUCGGACAACACCAGUUCAUCCAAACGAUCAAGUUGAACCUGCGUUAAGGCACAUAAAUUAGUGUCUGUUAUUUUAGUCAAAGCGAUAGAUUUCCAAAUCGUCAACAGAUAUUACAGCAGGAAACUGCAGUUCUUAAAUGCCUCCAAUCUCUGCAAAAUAGCAGUAACAUUUGUACUGGGCGGACAUCCGACAUGGUUAUAGGUUACGUUACGUAACUAAAUUCCUUUAGUUUUACCUUUUGCAGGUUUUCCACCGAUGACAAAACAAGUAAAGAAUUCUUUUAUAUAUUAAGCUUUACAUCUGAAGUAUCAGGGGUGUUACUACAGUGAUUAUUCAAAGAACCCUGAAGGACUGAAUCAUUCAAUACGACGAUACGUGCCAUGCGGACAUUCCCCCAUCUUUGUUUGCUAAACCUCGUUUUCAUGUAUACGUAGAUUCGCAACCCACUUGGAACCGAUUUAUUUUACAUGUAAAUCUUUUUUUUAAAAACUAAAACCGCUCGGUCGAUUUCUUCGUUUAAAAUGUGACCUUUGAAACAAUUUAAGUCGCUUUCAUCCAACAUAAUUGACUCACUAAAGAAGAACACAUGUGUACUGUGAGGGCCGUAACGCGGGUCAUAAACGCGGGAAAAGUACUCAGCAUGCUGGCGGGACUGUCAGCAGCAAAUCAAAACGAAAUAUGAGCCUGCAAUGUACAUGUUUACAGAACCCGCUGAAAAUGGCGUGGAAUAUCGUUGCGUGUAUGCAUUCCAGGUAAAUUACAGUAAACCUUCAAAUUGUAACAAAAUUGUAAGACGCUACUUCAAUGAAUCUUUUUAUUUCUAAAUUUAUUUAAGCAAAAAUUCAAGUGCUAGUCCUUUUAUUUCGUAUCAGUUAAGGCAAAACCUAGUCGCAAAUUUGCGACUACUCUCGUUUUUCUAGUCGCAAAUAAGAAAAAUUAAGUCGCAAAUGCGACCGUAUCGGUCGCAAUUUCGAGCCCUGUCUUUGGCUUUUGCGUGCUGCUUUAAAUUUAAUUAUGUGUUAUUUUUCAGUGGAACAUGUCCGACUGGGACCUGGAGGAGUUCAAUCAGCCACCAUCAAACCAAGACCUAAAGUUUUUAUUACUGACACAAGAGACAUGCAGCUGUCUGGAGCAUGUGUAUUCUUUAUCAAGAUAAAUCCUUCUAAAGCCCUAACAUUAGCUAACAUCUGUCAGGUAAUAUUACCUCUACACACUGUCGUUGUAUUUUGAUCAGUAAUGCUCCAGUGUACUGUUAAUAAAUUUAUGGAAGUAGAAUCCAACCAAGUUAUAGUACUCUAGAAAUACUGCCACACAGCUUGAAAUGUAGAUAUCUGGCUCUUUGUAUUCAAAAAUGUAAGAUUAAAGUUGCACAUUAUUGUUGAAGAGUAUUUUGGGGAAUAGAAGUUUUUAAACCCAGCAUGGUUUCAUAUAAGCUAAGAACACUAAUGGACCAAUUUUUUUCAACCUCUAACAAACGUAUCUGAUUGUUACUGCAGGCAAGCAAAAUGUCCUAUUGAAAAUAACAACAUACAUGCCCAUGGUAUUAAGGUAAGAAUAUUGUUGUUUUAUUGCAGGAGACGACUUUUAGCUUGCUUGACACCCGUGGUGUCGGAAUCCUUCAUUCUGUAGAAAGACUUCUUGGGGAUAUUUACAUUCCAGCCCUUUCUAAGAGCUCAAACUGGGGAGAGUUAUCAGACAGGCAUGGUGCAAGUGUCAGGCAUGGCUUUAUGAAUCAACUGGAAAAUUUUGUAGGUAAGUGUAUGAAUUCUACAGAUCAAAAUUAAUGUAAAACUUUACUUCAAGGUUUUUAAUGAUUAUCAGGAAUGUCACUAAGAUUUCAAAUUGCCAGGUAAAUACUGACAGCAAGUUUGUGGGGAAUUAAACAGCUAGGGAUUUCCCAGGGAUCACCUUCCUCGUAGCUGGGGGAUAUCCCUGGUCCCCAGUCCCCAGCCCUUCAUGACAGCUAUGAUGAUGAUGAUGAUGAUGAUGAUGAUGAUAAUGACAAUGAUAACGGUAGCGAUAGUGAUAACGAUAACGACAAAGAUAAUGACAACAACAAUGAUAACAACAAUUAUAAUGAUAACAAUAAUACCUAAUAAUAAUAAUAAUAAUAAUAAUGGUAAUUACUUAGAGGUAGCAUUUCCACAUAGUGGUUCUUUGUCAACCAUUUCUGGUCGAAUUGGAAUUUAAAAUGUUGUUUUUUGAGAACAGGAGUAUUGUUAUCAGGAGCGGAAGAACACCUUUUGAAUUAGAAAUGUCUUGAAUUUGAAUUCCUAGGUAUACUAAGUAGUGCGCAGGCCAGUUUAGAUGAUGCUGUGAUGCUAAAGGAAUGUGAUACUAUUGAUCUGACAAGGAUCAGUUCUCCUAAUGAUUAUAUAGCAGCUGCCAGCUCCUCUGAAACACUUGAGCAGAUUGAAGAGGUUGUCACUUCAUGGGUCAGACAAAUAGAACAGGUACAUACAUGUGCAGAAAAUGUUCACCCAAAUAGUUAUAAUCCUUCAGUAGUAAGGGUAAAAAAAUUCAAGGAUAUUGAAAAUCAAGGGUAGGAAAAUAAGGAUAUCGAAAAAAUAAUCAAAUUUCGUCUUCGAAGUAUUCAAAGAAUGCCAUUCAAAAAUACUUUUAGGCUACUGAGAGAUUCUGUAUGAUUCCAUCCGCGUACUCAAAACAUGUGACAGUAUCUGUCUUUGUUAUCAAACAAAGGGAAGAUGAAGAAAAAAAGGAAAUUAUAAUAUUAUUAUAAAGAAGAAGCAAUUUGCUACUCCAUUACCCUCGAGGUCCAUUCUCAAAAAAUCUAUGAUGAACAUAAGUAAACUGUAAAAAAAAAAAAAAUCUCUGGCACCCAGGGUACUACUCCAUAAACUUCAGGGAAGAUGGUUGCCAGCUUUUCUGGGGCUGUCUGGAUGGAUAUUGUAAUCAAUGAUUAAUUUAUUUAAUGGUUACUUUUGAAAACACUCCACCGAUCAGAAGUAUCCACCAAACAAUCACAGAAAUCAUUGCUUUGAAUGCGUUGUACUAAUCCUCCCCCUAGUCUAUGAAGUGGCAAAUUUUCAUGACCUUUGGGUUUACUAGGAGGGAUGUAGUGAUAGUCCCUUGGAGGGGUGGGGGUGGGGGUGGCCUGAAAAUCUCGUGCACAUGGCGUUUGAGUUAUAUGGUUGUGCUGAAAUUAUUUGCUAUUUGUAUCAGGUUUUGGCAGAGAGUGAGCAAAUGAGGAAGGAAGCUGAUGAUGUCGGCCCUAAAGCAGAGCUUGAUCACUGGAAAAAAAGAAUGGCGAAGUUCAACUCGUUGUUGGAUCAGAUUAAAGGUCCUGAAUGCAAAGCAGUGGUUGGUGUGCUUCAUGCUGCCAAGUCCAAACUCCUCAAGGUUUGUUGUACCGUCUGUUUCUUGGCGCGUUCGCUAGUCCCAUUGUAGGAUAAAACGCAAAAACUAACAACAUGCACAUCCAGGCUAAUCGCAGCUUUUACACACGUACAAUGUACAGUUCAAUCAAGGAGAUGUUAAACAAAGUGGCACACAGACUGGGUUUCAACUUAUGAUUGCAAGACUUACUGCAUAUACAGUGUACAUAUAUGCGAAUAGUCCGCACUGAAUAUUCUUAACUAUUGUUUCGCACUUUCAGACUUGGCGAGAUAUUGACAGCAGAAUAACCGAUUACGCCAAUGAAGCUAAAGACAACGUCAAAUUCCUGUAUACAUUGGAGAAAUUCUGUGACCCUCUCUACAACAGUGACCCGGUGAGUUCCAUAAUUACAUGCACGGUAUACCAAUUAUCUCAUAUCCCAGUAUUGAUCUCAGCAGUUACCCUCUACGAAAGCUGCUUAAACUGUUGGAAGGUGAUGUCUCUUCCUCGAUUAGGCUCUCCUAUACGCGGUGGAAGCUAUCGUGAAAUUGUAAAUUGAGAUUGAAUGAAUAAAGUUGAAAGUUGAAAGUUGAACCAAGGUAAUAAAGAAUAAACUAAUUAUUAAAGAGAAACUGUGUGAUGCCUCGGCAGUACUUUAGAUGCUUUUUGUAACGUUUUGGUCGCAGUUUCACUUUUGCUUAAAAUCUGCUCGCUCGUACCCAGACUCCGCCACAUUUUACCAUGCGCGUGUUCUAUAUUUUCAGAUUGGCAUGAUCGAUGGUAUACCAGGACUCAUUAAUGCCAUUCGCAUGAUCAACAGUUACUCCAGAUAUUACAACACAUCUGAAAGGAUGACUGCUCUUUUUGUCAAGGUCGGUAGAUUUUGCCAUUUUGUAUCCAGUGUCAAUUUUGGAGACGUUAUGUGUUGAUGUAACCUUCGAUAUCAUUGCCUGAGAAAACACCCGACACUGGUUGGUUGAAACAAAUUUCCCUCGCGGCACAACCAAUUAGAAGCACUUCCCAGAUCUGAUUAGUGACACGUCAUCAGUAUGGAAUGCCUACUCUUGUUUCUCAGACGUCAUUUCGAAGGGAAACAAGCGCAUGUCAGCUGUCUUCUCAGGCUGCUGAUUUUCUAGUCAAAAUUCUAUCGUCAGGUGACCAUUCAAUUAAAAGCUCUUUAUCAAACUUGCUUUGUUUUCAGGUUACCAAUCAAAUGAUAACUGCGUGCAAGAGCUACAUUACGGAGCAUGGGUACAAAACAGUUUGGGAUUAUCAACAGGAAGAACUCGUCGCAAAAUUAAAGAAUUGCAUCCGAUUAAACGAGGAAUACCAGAGGUGUUUCCAGAAAACCAAACAACGUCUCGAGGAAAAUCCGGACGAGCGACAAUUCGAAUUUAGUGAAAUGUAUAUUUUUGGGAAGAUCAACACGUUCGCUCGGCGGUUGCAUAAGAUCAUUGAAAUGUUGGAUACAAUGAAAGCGUUUUCUUGUCUUGGAGAAUCACGGAUUGAAGGCAUGGAACAGCUUUGGAAUAAAUUUGUCCUUAUUGUCACUACGAUGAGGAAGAAACCUUACGACUUACUUGAUUAUCGAAAAAUGGACUUUGAUGCAGAUUUCGAGGAGUUCAAACGUCAAAUCAACGAUUUGCAAGUAAGUCUUUUAUCCCAUUUACAAUUGAAGCUCUUAUGAUGUUUCUGAUGUCAGUUUUGUAGCACAUAAUGAAGACAUUUUAGUUAACAGACAAUGAGUAUUAUUUGUUUUUUAUUGAUUUCUCGUAUACAGAUUCAUCCCGCGAUACUGACCAUUUUGUGCAAGAGCUGCGGUAUUUCUAUGCAGUAUUUCCCUAUAUCUAACACAUUUGAUUUUUUUUUUCUGCCUUUGAAACAGGUGCAACUUCAAAUUUUUAUCGACAACUCAUUUGAGCGAAUUCCUUCAACCCAACGAGCCUUGAGAUUAAUGAGGAAAUUUGAACGGUAAGUGACAAGGGUAGGGCAGUGAUAGUUUGUACCAACGGCCUUAUAAACCGGCUUAGUUUAAAGGGGCCUUACAACUCAGACUAUGAGCAGUCCCUUAUGUUUCUUAGGGAAAUUAGACCGAUGGAAAUACUCGAGCUCGCGUGAAAAACUGCCGCUUGCGAGGAGAGUUCUGUUUUAACUGUUUUCUGAUGAAUGCAGGUUGUGAGUGGCUGAAAAAUCUCGCGCUAUUUUCUUAACCAAUCAGAGAUAAAAACGUUUCAUGACUUGCUCACACACUUUCCUGCGCUCGCACCAAGUUGCUUUGAUCGCUGAUUUGUUCAUUUGCUUGGAACUUUUUGAAUGAAAAGUUUUACCAUAAUUAUCAUAUUUCUUAUGUAGGCUAAAUUUAGAGAGCUUGAAGGAGACAAUUCAAGAAAAAUACGAGCGAAUCUUGAUGUACUUUGGAAGGGACAUAGAAACAAUACAGAAGAUCUACCAAAGGCAUCGAAACGAUCCGCCGGUAGCCUGGGACCUACCGCCAAUUGCUGGCAAAAUAGCCUGGGCCCGGCAAAUGUACCGGCGGAUUCAAGAACCAAUGGAGAUGUUUCAGAAGUAUCCUACAAUUCUACAAACGCCUGAAGCGAAGAAAAUAAUUAAGAACUACAACAAGCUGGCCAAGGUGUUGCUAGAGUUUGAAGUAUUGUAUCAUCAGGCUUGGAUGCAACAGGUAUGGUAUAAACCGUAAAAACAUAUAGUCUCAGUUUCGCCAUCGGCCAUUUACACCGUAUAUAGCUUCUUGGCUGUCCUUUAUAAAGAGAAAGCUUCGGUGAAAGUUUGCGUCAUUCUUGGUUGCCCUUUUUGUUUCACUUUUGCUUUCUUCUGCGCUGGUUUGAAGGAAUCAUGUAUCGACGUCACGUGAUGUACGCAGUCAAAGAAUUUAUAUUCAACAAUUUUAUUGAGACAGGAUUCUAACUCAUUACCUUGUCGUAACCAGUAACCGUAUGCCCCAAUUAAUCGACAACGUACCCCUGACACGAUAAGAGCCAAAGAUUUUAGCAUCAUCUACACUGUGAAUGGUAGACAAUGUAAAAAUCCCUAUUUGCACGUAGCAAUAAAAAUAUGUAAUGCAAAUGACCCUUUUUUUCCCUUUGCGAUAAAUUACCUGUAAUUGGUUAGCCUUGUGUGUGUGCGCAAAAAAUCCGUGACCGUUUAAUGAAUUCGCGAGAACUGGGAACAGGGAAAAGAAACUGGCCAAUAGCUCAAUAGCACGUCCCCACUUAUGAUCCCAGAAGUCUUUGCGAGAGCUAACUCGGUCCAGUUUCUUCUCUUUGUUAAAUUAGCGAGUUAUUUUUUUUUAAUUUUACAGGUGGAAGUAGCGAAGUCUGGUCUCCAGGCCUCCCUCCUCGUACGACAUCCCGAAACCAAAGAACUGUAUGUGAACUUUGACCCUCAGAUUCUGACACUCAUCCGGGAAUCUGAAUGUAUGGUUCGUCUUGGCUUGGACAUUCCAUUUGGUGCCCAGACAUUGCUCCAGAAAAGACAGGCGAUCAAGAGAAACUACAACAGACUCCAGGUAGUAAAUAAGUUAUAAAGAGGAGAAAUGUUACUUUUUAAUCACACAGGCUCGUCCUACAGUUGACUAAUAGUUUUAAGCAGCUUUUACUACUAGAACAUGAAAAGUAAAAUAUUUAGCUACUAUAAAAAUGCUUCAUGGCUAAACUUGGAGAAGAUGGAAACAGAUAUGUAACUGCGUUAUUUUAAUCUCUCCUACUUUCAGCUUCUCCUAGCUGAGAGCACCCGCGUGCUAGGACGAAUUCCUGCUGCGUUUAAACCACUUAUGUCACCACAUCUCGCUAAAGUAGACGCAGCAGUUGAACCUGGUCUUACCAUGCUGAACUGGACGUCUCUAAGUCUAGAUGCAUACUUAGACAGUGUUUAUGAAGCAUUUAAGGAGCUGGAGCUUCUGAUUGACCGCGCGAAUGACUUGGUCAAGUUCAGAAUUGAAGCUGUGCUGCAAGAGAUGAGUAACACGCCUCUUUGUGAACUGCCGAGCGACGCUCCGUGGACCAUCGAGAAAUUCUUGAAGAACACAGAGGUAUGCUCAAAAAGGAAAUAAAACUUUUAAGUAACAAAUUAGGUUAAAACAAAAUUAGGUUAAUCUCAUUGGAGGUACAGAAGAACCCCGUUAACACACCAACGGGCCAAAAAAUUUGACCUUAUUAACGGGGUGGCCGUAUUAACGAGGGUCUUUACUUUUACAAGAAAAUGUAUGGCGGUUUUUCCAGGCGGCCAAAAAACCAGAAAAGUGGCCGUAAUAACGAGGUGACCAUAUUACUGAGGUGGCCUAAGGCGGGGUUUCACUGUACGAGAAAUCAAACUUUAAACGGUUUUGAUACAAGUCGGUCCAACGUCUGUUUCACAACUUGGUAGUGUUUUUUCAAACUUCUUUGUAUAAUUUUUCAAAUGUUCUCAACUGCACUUUAUAAGUAAAAUGUGUUUCCCUCUGAGAAACGGAAUUUCUCGAGUUUCUAAGAUUUUGUAUAAACGUAGACUAUGGGAAAACCCUCUAUUUUCGGGAUACCGUGUCGUAUCGAGUGGCACACGAAUGGAAACGCAAAAAGGCGCUUGCACGCGCGAUCUCUCACGUCUCACUACGCUUGUCAUUCGAAAUGGAGUGCUUAUUCAUGGGCUAAACCAAGUGGAGUUCGCUUUUACUCGAACUAAGCAUUUGAUGCUGUUUCCUUUUACCAAAUGUUCACAUUUUCAAAAUUGUCUUAUAGGAACUUUGCAAACGAGGCUCCGAGUUACUGGAAUCUAAGAGCGCACGCGUAGAAGAAGCCGCAAAUGAACUAAUUACAAUGCUGCUUGAACUAGACGAAGAAGAAGAGGAAGAGGAACUCAACAGCGAUGAGGAUCAUCAAGAACUAGAAGAUUUACCUAAAGACGAUGAUGAUGAAAAAGAGGCUUUUGCAGGCAGAGGUGAGAGCGCCCGCAGCCGCCCUCGGACAGGCGGCAGUCGUCCUGGUAGCCGUUCUGCUGGCAGUCGGUUAGGGAGCGCCGCCAUUAGUCCAGCUGCUGCUGCAGCGAAACGCAAGCGCGAGGCACGUGAUCAGCUAAAUAUGGAAGCUCAGGAACUACUGACGCACUUUAUUCAUAAGAAUAUCGACGCCAUUGUUCGUGUUACUCGUACCACGUUAGAUGGAAUGAGGAAGCGAGUACAGGCAGCUGUCGCGCACCAUUAUAUAGAAAAAGGAAGUUCUUUAGGACAUGGAAGAGAAAGCGGACCUGACUUAUCUCCGCUUUUCUUGGCGAACGUUACAUUGCAAAUUCCCAACAUUACUAUGCAACCUGCCUUGGAUGAAAUUCAACAAGGGUUAAACAAGGCGGCACAAUAUGUGUUAUCCGUGUCUAAAGGUGUCUCUCAGUGGAAUAAGACUUGUAAAGUGCUUAUGAAAGCCGAGAAGAAAGACAAAGAUGAUUCCGAUAACGAGGCCCGAAGCCGGUCAGCGAGUAACGCUGGCAGCGACGACGAGAGCCGAUCUGACGUUGCGCCUUCCCGACGAGUUACGAGAAUGCCUGCCGACAGUGACGCAGGUACUGUCGUGAGCAUGGCGAUUUUCCCACAGCGCGCGAACUAUUUUAAGAAUGUUGUGGAGAAUAAGGAGAUCGCCAAACUGGUGUCUUUUCUUUCCACGGCUAUCAAUUCUCAAAAGAAAGAUGUGACGACAGCCUUGGAAUUUUUUAACAAGUACGAGCCCAUCUGGAAGGAAGAUCGCCAAGCAGACAUUGCCAAAUUCCUGGAAACUGAGCCUAAGCUGUCUGAAUUUGAGGCCCAGAUAUUAAAGUACAAUGCUUUAGAGGAAACUAUCAUGCGUGAACCAGAGUCCUACAAGGCAGGCGCCAUUGCCUUGUUUACAGGUGUGUGGUUUAAUUUGUUUAUUUACUCACUUAAUUUAAAACUCGCUUUUUAAUUGGCAAAUCAGGUCAAUAACCAGAGUCUAAGACCAUCAACUGACGUGAUCCAACUCACUUUAGCUCUGGAGAUGACUGCCGCACAGUUUUUCGAAACGUCAGUCAUUGUAUUCAGGACUACGCUCGCCCGGACGAUCAUGCUCCACCUACUGAUCACUUUAUAUACUUAUUAUAUUUUUUUCUAUUUAGCAUAAGCGCUUUGUUUAUGGCGAAAGGACUCGAAGUCCCGUUCCAGGUCCAUGCAUUAAAAUAAAAACAGGGAAAUUCAUCCACUGCCUUAUUUUGUUUGCAACAAAUUCAUUAAACAAGUAAAGAAAAUAAUCAUUGUACAAGAGUAACAGUAGUAGAUUGCAAAGCCAUUUGACGGUGACAUAUUAGUGCUAAUUACGUCCUGAUUGAACACAGUUUUCAGUGUUAGCAGGAACAGUGUCCUCGGUUUUUUCUUGAAGCUGUUAUGCUUAUUUUCGAUUUCCCGACGGGAUUUGAGUCCGUGAUAUUUUAUACGCAAGAAGUGCCCUGAAACCGUUGAGCUAAGGAGGAAUAUAUUGUUGGUAGGCUACUGCUGUGCUUAUGUUUGUGUAGUAUUGUAAAUCAGCCCAUAAUUUUAACAAAGGAGACAGACCUCACCACGAUCCUCAAAGGUGAUUCGUGGGUUUCUAUACCAAUUAUCCCCUAGAAACUGAAAGGCAAGGUCUAUUGCACCUAUAAGAGAGGCCGUCCGUUCACCGUAAUGUUUUUGUUCUGUAAUUUCACAGAACGUCUAAAAACAGCUCUUUGUGCAGAGACUAGAGCUUGGUGCGUGGCGUUUGGACAAAACUGCAAUGUCCGCUAUCGAACAGAAAUGGAAGAAAUAUUCACCCUUAUUGAAGACAUCACCAAGCGCCUUAGCCGACCAAUCAAGGACCUUGAUGACAUACGGCACGCAAUGGGUGCGUUAAAGGAGAUUCGAGAUAAAGAGAUCAUGAUUGAUAUGUCUAUUGGGCCCAUCGAGGUAAGUAAAACACGCUACCUACCUACCCCUCCCCUCACCCAAGGUUAGUACUACAAUUUCACUUAAGACAAAAUGUUGCGUUAAGGGAGGGGUGGGUUGGCAGUUUCUAGUUUAAUACUCACACUGAUCAUUCCCUCUUUACAGCCAUUCAAAUGUCAUCGAGCGACUUCUUGGUUCUAAACUUUAGUAUACUUGGUUCUUAGAUUUGUAAGAUUAAGUCACAGCUGUACUUAACAUUAGCUCUUUUUACUGUACCUCUGUUCUUAAGACAUUUAAAACACUUGAGAUGGAUUAUUUAAUUUUUCUCUCAGCACUAAACUAACUGGAGGAAAGAAUUACUGAUUUCGGUCGUUCUCUAGAUGUAUGCUUUUGCGUUAUUCGUUCCUUCUUGGCAGGAAACAAGUCAGAAGCUCAGGGAUACAGUAAUACAUAGCUCAACAGAGUUGGGAAGGUACAACCUUGUUCCCAGGUUCUCUCACCUACCCUGGGAAUGGGGCUGGAAGAGGUAUUGUAAGAGCACUCGGCAAACGGAAGAGUGGCUUUCAAAACGCGUUGGCUGUCAAACAGAUUAAGUGUAUAAGAAGGGAAUACGCCAUAUUAAAACAAAUACUAUUUUUAUUUUAUUAACCUUUUAAAUUAAAUAGUGUUGGCCCGUUUUGUUUUAUAGGAAUCUUAUGCGAUGUUAAAUCGAUACGAGCUUGUCGUCGCCAAGGAAGAGUCGGAGAGGGUAGACACCCUUCGCUACUCAUGGCAGAAACUUCAAUCCCUAGCGGUAAAUACUUUCUUGCGUAUGAAUUGCUUGAACGAAAUAUGCAACGGGUGUCUCCUUGCUGUGGUUUCGAAAACAAAACAAAACAAAACAAUGCAAAGUUCGGCCCAUUAAUCCACUGCUUUUUUUAGGAUCUGCAAAUCUGUCCGUCUAGCUCCCCCUGAACCCCGCCGCCGCCGUGCCUCUUAGAGACGAUGUUAGAUUUCAAAAGAGUACUCCCCUCUAGGCAAAGAAAAAUGAAGAUGUUGUUGUACUCAAGGAAAUUUAUUCUGUACCUUAAGCUUGGAUGUUGGUUUUCUCUUCUUGUAGACGGAAUCUCAAGACCAACUUAUUCAGAUCCAACCCAACUUCAAGGGAGAUCUUAUUGACAAAGUGCAAGUGUUUGUUGUGGAUGUGGCUACGUUUUCUUCUGACUACAAUACGGUAUGUUGGUUGUUUAAGUUCACUUUCCUGUAACCACAAGUGACAGAGCAUUUGCGCUAUUUUAGCUUACCGUCUUAACGUUCCCCAACUGGGUACAGCCUAUCAAAUACUUACGUACUCAUCCGAACCACUUCUCCUAAGUCAUUUCAAUGCCCUGAAUAUAUGUCUUUGUUCCGGGGACUGAGCCCAUUGUCUUCCCCUUUUGCAGACCGCUGGCGCUUCACCAACUGACCUACUUCAGCAGUAGAAAAGUUUCUAUAAGCAAGUUACUUCGUCUUUUUUUUUUUAUUUUAAAACGCGUUAAUCUGUUAGCUUUUGUUUUGCUUUUGUUAGAGUGGACCAAUGAUUCCCAACGUCCCACCGCGGGAAGCUAGUGACAGACUGAUCAUUUUCCAGGUGAGUUUAAAUGUAAUAAUAAAUAUUAUAGAAAAAAGGAAGUCGUGCUAUUUGAAGCUACCAUUUAAUUUGAAGACGUCGUUUAGCUUGUCGUUCCUGUAUGCAAGGGAUUUUUAGAGUCAUCUUGAUAGCUUGUGUGUGAGAAAUUAAUCAGGACCUGUUUACAUGUUUCACGAAACCGGGAAUUUCAUCUUUUGCAAAGAACGGAAAGAAACGUACGGAAUGUUCAGAGUCAUGGUCUUAGUUCAUACAAACCUUCUCUGUUGCCAUGUCAUUUCCUCCGCUACAGUCCAUUUAAACUGUCCAACUGCUGAAACCAGGGUUGCUUCUGUUACCGCAACUAGUUAAUCCACUUUCUCUUUCAGAAUCGAUUUGAUGCUCUGUGGCGAAAAUACAUCACAUAUUCUGGUGGAGAGGAGUUGUUUGGUCUCCCUGUGACCGAUUAUCCAGACCUCAUGCAGAUUCGCCGAGAACUCAACCUCUUACAGAAGCUGUACGGUCUGUAUAAUGACGUCAUCGAUACUGUGAAUGGUUAUUACGACAUACUGUGGGUUGACGUCAACAUAGAAAAGAUAAACGUAGAGCUGCAGGACUUCCAGUCACGGUAAGGAUUAAAAGUGUUUCUAGGAAUGACUUGUGUUUAACUGGGUGGGACAAUGUAGGGUUUUUGCAUAUUAUUGUGAGAUAGGCACAAUAAAACUACAAGAAGCACCACGUAAUAAAAAAAAGCUUUGAGCGGUAACAGAAUAAAGGUUGUAAAACCCUUCUUAAAAGUAACCAUAACCAUGGUGUAGUCGUUGUACUCCUAUACUUAAAUGUUUUAACGAUGUCGGUGGAGUUGUAAUAAGUAUAUUCUAACUCGGAGAGAUUCUAACUUGCAUCAGGUCCUUCAUUUAUGCUACAGAAGUCAUCAAUAGCCUUGAUUUGUAAGCUUUCUCUUUUUUUUUCUCUCCAGCUGCCGGAAGCUUCCCCGAGCUCUGAAAGACUGGCAAGCUUUCCUGGAUUUGAAGAAAACCAUCGACGACUUCAAUGAAAGCUGCCCGCUACUGGAACUGAUGGCGAACAAAGCUAUGAAGCAGAGACAUUGGGACCGGAUAGCAGGGUUAACUGGUCACACAUUUGACAUGGAGUCAGAAACGUUUUCCCUCAGGAAUAUCAUGGAAGCACCAUUGCUGAAAAGCAAGGAAGACAUCGAGGUGUGUGCUCCUUAGUCAUAUCCUUCCAACAGUAUUCUGUUGGCAGCAAUUUUGAAAAAGACGUUUACUCAGUCAGUAACACAGGCGGCACGGAAGAAAGAUUCGAGUUUUCCUAAUAGGAGCGAAACCUAUGAACCUUCUGGUUACUAGUCCAAGUGCUCUACCACUAAGCUACAAGGCCCAGUUGUUUGAAGGCCGAUUAGCGCUUAACCCAGGGUUAAAUCUAACCUGGAUUCUUUUUCUUUUCUUCAAAGGAUUUUCUUGGAUAAUUUUCUCUGUUAUUUUUAAGAGCAUCCGAUCAUCAACUUGUUGACAAAAAGAAUUAAACUGAAUUUCAGAUUACUUUUUAAGCUUUCAUAUCUGAAUUCAAAUUUCGCACUAACCCUGGGCUUUGAACAACCCGGCCCAGGAGAGUCAUGGAAACUAAGACCACUAAACUAAGGAACCUAGUUUAGUGGCUUUAGCUCCCAUGAGUCUCCAGUACCUUAGUUGUAAAGCUUCUGGACUAGUAACAAGAAGGUUCAUAGGUUUCGCUCCUAUUAGGAAAACUCAGAUCUUUCUUCCGACCCGCCUGUGUCACUGACUGAAUAAAUCUUUCUCAUAUAUUCACCAUGCUUAAAAUUCACCAUCACACUUCUGUCAUUGUGACAAUAAAGUGAAAACCUAAAAUAGUUUCGUACUUUUAUGGAUUCGCUAACAGCACAGAGUGUUGUUUCAAAACAACAUAAGAUGUAUUAUGGAAUCGAGUACUUAAAAAUGAUGCAUUAGUAAAGGAAACCACAAAAGUAGUCAAGUUGAUAAAGUGGCUGUUUGAUUUCCAUUGGCAAGAGUUUACACGAAGUUGCUAGGUUCGUUCACUAGGUUAAUGAUCAGUACUGGUUAAGAAGUCAGAAAACCUCCACAAUUUGUAAGCAAUGAUUAGUUUGUUUUUGGUACCCUCGUUCCUUUUCUUUCCUUACUUAAAUCGUGAAUCAAAGACACCUGUAACUUUUUUAAACAAAAGUGCCAGAUAAGAAGUAAAACUUUGUGUGUCCAUAGGAUGUUUGUAUAGCAGCAGUGAAAGAGAAAGACAUUGAGGCUAAGCUUAAGGCCGUCGUUGCUGACUGGAGCACACGUGAACUUACUUUCGCCAACUUCAAGAACCGUGGAGAGCUUCUUCUACGUGGAGACAACACAUCGGAGAUUGUGACGCUAAUGGAAGACAGUCUGAUGGUACUGGGUUCUUUAAUGAGUAACAGGUAAAGCAGAAAUUGUUUAUUUCUGUGAGGUUAUAAAUGCGAUGUCUUGAUAGGAAAAGUUACUGUUCUUUUCGCACUAAAACAGCGCAUUUAAAGUGAAAGCUUAAGGCUUCCUUUCCCCUUCCGCUUGUCUAUUUCUCUCCUAAACGUUUCACCCAUGUCCAUGAUUGAACUGAGUAAUGUUUUGAUAGCCCUGUCCAACUUUUGAACAACUGAGGCCUGGCCGCUCUUUCUAAAACUCAGACUAUCCGCCAGAGACAAGCUGGUUGCCAUGCAAUUGAAUAAACUUUUGGAAAUUUCUAGACAGAGAACGUAGCAGCCAACUUUACUUCAACUGUAAUUUGAGCUACCCUUAAGCAGCCGAGGGUAGGGUAUGCAUGGAAUAUUUCGGAGAAUAGUUGUGUGAUAUCCUGUUCGCUCGUCGAGAAAGUGAUAAUAUGUUGAUCUACGUUUCAGAUAUAACGCUCCAUUCAAGAAGAAUAUUCAGAGCUGGGUUCAAAAGCUUUCCAACACAACUGACAUCAUUGAGAACUGGUUAACUGUACAGAACCUGUGGAUCUACCUUGAGGCUGUCUUUGUGGGUGGAGAUAUCGCUAAACAGCUGCCAAAGGUUGGUGAAAGCUGCAUCUAUUACUUGAAACAAUUGGCCAUCCUCUCUGUUUAAGAUGCCCAUCAUCUCGCCUAUUCUCAAGCGGAUUAUUUUCCUGUUUGUCGUUGUCGCAUUUGUUUAACUUUUACCAACUUAUCUCUGCACCCACCCUCUAAGCAUAUGUGGACUUAAUCUUCAACUAAUUUCUCUCUACCAAAUUCCUUACUGCCUACCGAAUCUUGGUUCUCGAACUGUCGCUUCGGGUAUUUCGAGCUCUAUAUGUUGUUAAGAGAUAUAAAGGAUGAAGGAUGGUGGUGAGUGAUGCCUCUUGGGAGGCGUACAAAUAUAGAGGUGCAAACUCUUCUGCACACCGCAUUUAUGGAUCUCGUUGGAGCUUCCACUUCCAUUGUUUUCCUAUAUAUGGUAGUAACUGGCGGAUCCACCUUAAGUUGUUUCCAGCUUUAGAGCGGCAAACUAGCUCAUACAGUUUAUCUCGCCCUUUCACUAUUUGACAAUUGUACUUAACACCCGUUUUAUUUUACCUUUUAGGAAGCCAAACGGUUUCAGAACAUUGACAAGCAGUGGGUUAAGAUUAUGACCCGAGCGCAUGAGAAUGCUAAUGUGGUGCAGUGCUGUGUGGGAGAUGAAACCCUCGGGCAACUGUUACCUCAUCUCUUGGAACAACUGGAACUCUGUCAGAAAUCACUUAGUGGGUAUGUGAAGUUAAAUGAAGCACAUUUGCGAAAUAUUUCAUAGUGAUGAUGUCUGGUAAACUCGGUAGGUCAAACAGCACCCCUCACAAGCCAGUAAUAGGAAGCUGUCCAUUUGGAUAAAGUAGUGGGACGAAUGGUUUUAGAAGACACUGCUGUAAAGUUUAUCGAGUAAUAUAAGCGUAAGCAGAUUGAAUGGAGUACCCAUGCGUGAACUUUAAUUUAACAUCACAGUUGUCGAUUAAUGCAGUUAUUUAUUUGAAAAGUUAGAGUUUGUAUCUGGUUGCAAGAAGUUAGAUGGUAGCGUACAGCUGUCCAGAGACUUACUUUGUAUUUGCUCAUUCUUUUUCAGAUAUCUGGAAAAGAAACGUCUUGUUUUCCCAAGGUUUUUCUUUGUUUCCGAUCCAGUCUUGCUGGAGAUUCUCGGACAAGCUAGUGAUUCACAUACCAUUCAGGUAAAACUUACUCCGAUAAACAUAUUCACUUUGAAGUUUUUGGCCCAAACUCUUAUUGUCAGUCAAGCAACGGCUCUGCUUGUAAUGGCUUCGAAUAAAGGUAUUGUACGCGAGUAAAAAGGCUUUACUAAGGCCUUUAAUUAUUUAUAUUUGUCGUCCAUGUUAUAGGCACACUUGCUGAACGUAUUUGAUAAUACAAAGAUGGUGAAGUUCCACGAGAAAGACUAUGAUCGAAUUCUUGCCAUCAUCUCGUCAGAAGGUGAAACGAUAGAGGUGAGAUGGGAUAUUUCGUGCAUUAGUUACUUGCUGUUUUAUUCACUUCCGUCAAGUGUCCCCUUUCUUUGUACAACAAAGACGUUUUACAAAAAGUACAAUGAUAAUUAAAAAUGAGAUCAGUUGAUAAAGUGGCUGAUAGUCUAACGUGUACUUUGUUGCUUGAUAACUGAAUUAUCGAGGCUGUGGUUAAUUUUCUGCUGUUUGUGUACACUGUGUCCUUCAGCUCGAAAAACCUGUUAUGGCACAAGGAAAUGUGGAAGUUUGGCUGGGAACCUUGUUACAAUUGUCACGCAAGUCAGUCCAUGGCGUGAUUCGCACGGCGCACACUGCUGUACAAGACCAGGGGUUCAACCUGCUGGAGUUUCUCAGCACUUUCCCAGCCCAGGUAUGUAGAGAUGCAUUUGGGUAACCUGUAAUCACGCUCUGAAGUCUCAUUUACACCUACAUGUAAUAACUUCUGUCAUCGUGCAAUAGCGCGUGUACGCCUGAGUGUACCUUCUUUGUUUUAUAAAAUAAUAAAUAAUUCCGAGGUUUAUUAAGGAAUGUUCAUGUUAUGAGGUUAAUAUUUCAUUUCUUUUUGCGGCUGUGUUUUGGUUAUUUGAUUUAGUAACUUAAAUAAAUUUUACAGGUCGGCUUGUUAGGAAUCCAAAUGAUUUGGACCAGAGAUUCAACAGAAGCGCUAACGAAUGCAAAAUACGACAAAAAGGUCAUGCAACAAACCAACACAGCCUUCCUGGAACUGCUAAAUGUAUUAAUCGAGCAGACGACAAAAGAGCUUACCAAGGUUGAAAGAACAAAGUUUGAGACGCUUAUCACUAUUCAUGUGCAUCAGCGAGACAUCUUUGAUGAUUUGGUAAGUGAAAUAAAACCUCAGCGAUUUUCAAUUUUUUAAUGGUGAAUAUUCAAACUUUCCUCCUUUUAGCGUGUUCUUGCUGGCUUAAUUGUAGAUUAAUUUAAAAUAAAGCACUUAACUUCUACUCACCAGAAUUUUCUCUGUUUUUGUCUUUGGACAUUUAAACAUCCACAUACUCCUUACAUACGCAUAGCGUGAAAAAGUAUUCUAUUAGCUUAAAAACUCAUGUACAUACAAGGGUUCAGAUGAACCCCUAUUAGAUAUUAGUCUUUUUCUCUAAAGAAUUUGUAUUUGAUCCCUCCUUUUGGUCUUACUAGUACUUCUUCUAUGUUCAAACGUCUUUUUCAGUGUCGUAUGCACAUCAAGACUCCAGGAGACUUUGAAUGGCUUAAACAAAUACGCUUCUACUUCAACGAUGACACGGACAGGUGUAUGGUUUCUAUAACGGACGUUGACUUCAUUUAUCAGAACGAAUUCAUUGGCUGCACGGAAAGACUUGUCAUCACGCCAUUAACUGACCGUUGCUACAUAACAUUGGCACAAGCUCUUGCAAUGUCCAUGGGUGGUGCACCAGCUGGACCCGCUGGAACAGGAAAAACAGGUUUGAUUUGUGAUGAUUAAACUUGGAUAGUUUCAUAAAACGCUGGCACUGUGUCGCUCAAAACGUGGACCAGUGUGGGUCAAUGUGGAAGGUCUAUUGGCAACGAUGGACAUUCAGCGGCUGAAACUGGUUAGAUUUUAACGCUAGUGUUUAAGGUAGUGGACUGAAGUAUUUGUUUUGAAACCUCCAAAAGGUUUGAGCGUACGGCACGGUACCUGGCACAAGCGUUAAACAACUUUGAAUCAGAUUUAUUUUUGUGGAGAAAUAUUAGGCAACACUUGAAAAUACCGGUUACGUAGUCAAUAUUGUAUUACAUAAUUAUUUGUCCUCUUUUAACAGAGACUACAAAAGACAUGGGUAAAGCGCUUGGUAAAUAUGUCGUUGUGUUCAACUGCUCUGAUCAAAUGGACUACCGAGGACUUGGUCGAAUUUUCAAAGGUGUGGUUAUGUAAUUCCUCACAUUAUUUCCCUGAGUAAAUAAAGAUAAACCAAUAAAAAUGGGCGUAAAGGAAUGCCUAUGGAGUUUUUAGUUAUUCUUAUUCCUAGUAAAUGACACUUGCUAAUAUAAUGGAUGAUAAUCAACUGAUAAUUGUUUGGUGUUUUAUAGGCCUUGCCCAAUCUGGAAGCUGGGGUUGUUUUGAUGAGUUCAACCGUAUUGACCUCCCUGUGUUGUCAGUAGCAGCCCAGCAGAUCUACAUUGUGCUCAUGUGUAAGAAGGAGCGGAAGAAGCAGUUUAUAUUCUCCGACGGCGAUGUAGUGGAUAUGAAUCCUGAAUUUGGUAAUAGAGUAGCAAUGUACAUAAAAAUAAAUCAAUUUUAAUUUGAGUUUGGAAAGAAAUGUGGCAAACAGGCUGUCUUUUUUGCUUCCUGAUGCGUUUAGCGUAUAAAUGCAUGCAUUGGCAGUUUCUUGCUCACGGAUUCAUUUUGAGGGAAAAAGUACCAUAUCUAAAAAUUAUAAGGUUACCCGGGAUGGUUGUUAUUCCUUGUUGUCGUAAUCGUACAUUUCAUUUAAGUGCCGCUGAAAAUAGUUGAUUUUAAAAUGGCUUUUCUUUACUGGUUUCUAAAAAUACAAUAUACAUCUCUGUUUAGGGAUUCAUAUUGUUCGGCGUACUAAAUAUGACCCUGAUUUCGCCUUCAUUCCAGGUAUCUUCUUGACAAUGAACCCAGGGUACGCUGGUCGCCAAGAGCUGCCUGAGAAUCUUAAGAUCCAGUUCCGUACAGUGGCAAUGAUGGUCCCUGACAGACAGAUCAUCAUUCGUGUGAAGCUUGCAAGCUGCGGUUUUAUUGACAAUGUGACUUUGGCCAGGAAAUUCUUCACUCUGUACAAACUCUGUGAAGAACAGCUGUCCAAACAGGUACUAAUCUUAAAUUGAUGGAUAUGUCGUAGUUCUUGAUUUUUUUUAUUUCAGUUAAUUUUUAUGUGUCCAUUGUUUUUGGGUAUGGUAAUGUAUGCUAAUGAACAAAAACAAAAGAAAAACAUAUAUUAACUAAAAUAAAAAAUUAACUGCAACGGAUACAUGUACUUUCUGUGCCCUACUCCCUGUCCUUCUUGCCUCGCCUUACUUAUUACGGCACUUGUUUUUAUUUGUUUGCUUAUUUAUUUAUUUUAUUAUUUUUUCAGGUGCAUUAUGAUUUUGGCCUGAGGAACAUUUUGUCUGUUUUACGAACUCUGGGUGCUGCAAAACGGCAAAGUGUCGGGGACAGUGAGAACACGAUUGUUAUGAGAGUGCUCAGGGAUAUGAACCUCUCCAAACUGGUAAGAUACUUCAAACUAGCGGUAUUGAAAGAAAAAUCAUCUUUAAACGAGGUUAACUCUUCUGGUUAGGUCAAUGUCCUUGUAUUUCAGGUAGAAACGUUGAUGGUUAAGGCUCUCGCCAACUGAUAUGGGUAGAAAUGUUCCUCCUAUUUCGUUCCCUACAAGAAAAAAAAUCGAUCGCAUGCAAGUGCGUCUAGUGUAAAGUUCUUUUUUUAUAUCUAAACAUGGUCUUUUAUCAUAGAUUGACGAAGACGAACCAUUGUUCUUAAGUCUUAUUAACGAUCUCUUCCCUGGAAUUGUGUUGGACAAAGCCGGGUAUCCUGAAUUAGAACAAGCGAUAGCCAGCCAGGUUGAAGAGGCUGGACUUAUCAACCAUCCGUCAUGGAGACUGAAACUUAUCCAGGUAACAGCCCUUUAGAAAAAAAAAAAUUGAAAACCUUGUUGUGUUUUGCUUGUUUUUGUCUCAUUUCCCUCUGUAAUCAUUAGGUCUUUUCCUUCACUUAGCGUGAAUUAGACACAAUUGUACAUGUUUGUUUAUCUUCUGACUGGUUUUGAUAAAUGCUUAAGCUUAUUCACUGAGGGUAAUUCUUUGUCAAUUGUCUCAGUCAAACUAGAACGUAUUCUACACGAGUGUCUACCGCACGAUUUUGAUAAUUAACACUUGUUCUUUGAUAUAGAUAAGACCAUGUUACGAAUUUCUUGCAGUUAUUUGAGACUCAGCGAGUGCGUCAUGGAAUGAUGGUACUCGGCCCCAGUGGUGCAGGUAAAACUAAUUGUAUCCACGUCUUGAUGAAAGCAAUGACAGAUUGUGGGACACCACACAGAGAAAUGAGAAUGAACCCCAAAGCCAUCACUGCACCUCAAAUGUUUGGACGAUUGGAUGUCUCUACUAAUGACUGGACCGACGGUAUCUUUUCGACACUAUGGAGGAAGACGCUUCGUGCUAAGAAAGGUGUGUACCCCUCGCACAGAAAGUAGGUAAAUUUUAUGACCAAUAAAUUUUCUGAUAUGACUAUUUCUACUCUAGAGCAAGAAAUAUUCCAUUACAACAUUCCUUUACAUGCAAUUUUUUCAGCAAUAAAGCGUGAAAACUUAACAAGAUAUUUACUUAAAGACUAAGAGUUGGGUAAACAAAGAGAAAGCUACAUCGCCGUCUAGCUCAUUGAAUCGCGAACCAAACCAACUUACGGUAGUUUUUCUGGAAUUUUGACUUUGAUUCCUCUUGAUUUUUGUUCCUAAGGGGAGCGUAUCUGGAUUGUGUUGGAUGGGCCAGUAGAUGCCAUCUGGAUAGAGAAUCUAAACAGCGUAUUAGACGAUAACAAAACACUCACUCUAGCAAAUGGAGACCGAAUUCCAAUGUCACCUCAAUGUAAGAUCAUCUUUGAGCCUCACAACAUCGAUAACGCCUCACCGGCCACUGUUUCUCGGAACGGGAUGGUGUACAUGAGCUCUUCUGGAUUGGAUUGGAGACCUGUUCUUCAGGUAAAAAUGGCGUGCAAAUGCUGAGUCUCUUUCACUUGGCUCAGAAAUCGUGCCUUGCGGGCAAGCUCUUCCUAACCCAUCUUCCUAGCCUCCCUAGCCUACCUAUCUGGCGAUUUUUAAAUUUAAAGCUUGCUUGGAGCUUACAGAAAUUACAGAGAUUACUGGCAGGUUUUUUCUUUUUUUUUUAAAAAAAAAAAGACCCUACAGCCUUUUUUCCUUGGCAUGCCCUUGAAAGUUAAAGUGUAGUAAAUCUUUAUUUGUCAAGUGCACAUACUGUAUGGUUGUCAGUAGGUUAAUCCCAUUUGAAUUUCUCCUUUGAAGUCUUAUCACUGGGUGCUUUUCAUUCAGCUCAAAAUUCCGGAAUUUUCGGUUAGAAAUCAAAUGGAACGGACCAUUUCAGUUCGGUCCGACCGGAAUAUUUGGGAACACCUUUGAAGGUGGUCCACUUUGACUGGUCUGGUCAUUUCUUUCGGUCGGUCGGACCGAAAUGUCCCUUUCCAUUUGACAAAAUUGUUGUCCCCAGUGCCGCUCUUUUGAAUCCUGCUUACAAGAACAAUAACCAAACGCGCGGUGGCUUGGGUCGGGUCUGUGUAACUGGAAUGUACCGUUUUAUUGGGCACGUGGAAUUUUCGAAAUUUCAACCGGAAUUUUUGCUUAAUGGAUAGCGCCCACGUUUUCAUAGUCUUGUGGAUAUUUUUUGUCAAUUGUCUAAAGGAUGUCGCUCGAAAAACUCAACAAUUGCCAAUGAAUCGUUGGUAUUUUUUUUGCCGAGGUUUUGUUGUAAUGUUAAGUGUAAACAGGUUAAAUAACAUGUUGUGUCAAUCUUUCUCGUAAUCUUAACCCUAACACUCUUGCUGAUAUCUCCCCAGGCGUGGCUGAACAAACGGCCAGAAGCUGAGGCAGAGGUCUUGAAAGGUCUGUUUGACAAGUCAUUCGAUGAAAUCAUGCGCUUUGCCCGGGAAAACUGCGUCUUUAAAAUGGACAUUUUGGAACACAAUUAUAUCAUGCAGGUAGGUACCUGCACUUUAGAGUACGUGGUCUCAUAUUUACAAUGUAAGGUCUUGAUUACGUGGACUGGUGGUCGGUGUUCUCGCACUAAAGCCCCAGCUUGCCCCUUCUUGUAUACCAUAGUUACAUCUAUGGCAUUCGCAAUGUCCGUUCUUAGUGUGUAAUAUUUAUAAUAGAACAACAACUGUGUUUGCAUGCAUAUGAUUUCGACAACAUUCCAACAGGAAAUGUUAUUGUAGUGGUUUUCGUUCCUUUUUAGGCUCUGACUAUUCUGGAAGGUCUGAUUCCCAAGAAAGAAGACGGAACCAACGUCUCGGAAUCCCAUCUGGAGAGGCUUUACAUCUUCUGUCUCAUGUGGAGUAUUGGAGCGCUGUUAGAGCUGGAUGAUCGAGCCAAGAUGGAGGAGUUCACAAGAGGAAACUUUGAACUAGAUCUGCCUCCCAUUGACGAGGGAUCAUUGGACACGAUUUUUGAGUUUCUGGUUAACGAAACAGGUAGUUAAAUCCUAGGCUCUUCGAAAGAGUUUGCUGGAACUCAUUUGGUCAUUGUAAAGUCGUUCUUUUAGCGAGGUAGUUUAAACAUCAUUGGAUAGUAUGGAUCUGUUAAGCUGUUUGGUUGAUGUUAUUUCGUCUUGUUUUACGCUUCGAAGAAAAGGGAAAAAACAUGUCAUUUUGAUUAUUGUUUGACUGCCAGUGACGGGCUUUUGAAAACAUAGUUAUAUGAAACCUAAAAAUAGUUACUGUAAAGGACGCCUUUUUGUCGAUUUCUUGUUCUUUACUUUUGACGUCCUAGCUCUUACUUUUAAACUCGGUGACUAGUAUGGGCAACUAUUUUGCUCUUUUUGUGUAUCUUUAGAUAAAUGGUCGACCGUAGUAUAUUCUAGCUGUGUCGGUGUGGUUAGAAUCAUAUACAAGUGUCCAGCUUUCCUGUGCUUUUCGGCUGGGUAGUGUAACCAGUAACCGCGCACUUAUACUGAGCGUUUUAUUCUGGUGUAUUUGAAAUCAUAGGCGAAUGGGAGCACUGGAACAAUCGUGUGGAGGAAUACAUAUAUCCGAGAGAUCACAACCCUGACUUCCUUUCCAUCCUUGUUCCAAACGUGGAUAACGUGCGCACGGACUACCUCAUCCAGAUUGUGUCCAAACAGGGAAAGGUAGGUUACCAUAUUGAUCGAGAGAACUGAAAUCAUCCAAGCAAAGAUAACUCACUCUCACUCAACCACUUCAUUCCGGUUGGAACAGAAGGCCGCAAUCAAAACGUCGCCACUCAACCCUGUCCUGAGCUGUGACCUGUGCUAUGGCCAGCGCUUCACCCCAUGUUAGACCCAUCUUCCCAGCUCUUUCAUCACUGUUCUCCGCCAGGUGUUUUUUUUUUUUGGCCGGCCUCUUUCCUCCUCCAAGUUGGACCAUCUCAUGGCAUCUUUGGGUCCCAGCAGUCUUCACCUUUAACUCGCUUUAACUCGCUCUUUUUUUUUCAGGCUGCUUUGUUAAUCGGCGAGCAAGGCACAGCUAAGACAGUCAUGAUCAAGGGGAACAUGGGGAAAUACGAUCCUGAAAGACAUUUGAGUAAGAGCUUUAACUUCUCCUCGGCGUCCACCCCACUGAUGUUCCAGCGGACGAUUGAGAGCUACGUGGAUAAGCGAAUGGGCAACACGUACGGCCCUCCUGCUGGCAAAAAGAUGACAGUGUUUAUUGAUGAUAUCAACAUGCCUAUUAUCAACGAAUGGGGAGACCAGGUUUGCUAAUACGCGUUCCAUGUCGCAUUUUAGCCUAAAACAUGCUGUACAAGAAUUGUUGUUUCCAAUGUUACACGAUUAAGUUAAACGUGCUCUAACACUGGUCUUAUGAUUUAUCAGGUAACCAAUGAAAUAGUCCGUCAAGUUAUGGAGAACAAGGGUUUUUAUAAUCUAGAGAAACCCGGUGACUUCACAAAUCUGGCAGAUAUCCAGUUCCUAGCGGCCAUGAUCCAUCCCGGCGGUGGAAGAAAUGAUAUUCCACAGCGACUCAAGAGGCAGUUUAGCGUUUUCAAUUGUACUCUUCCAAGCAACAACUCCAUUGAUAAGAUCUUCGGUGAGUUGCUUGCAAUAUUUCCUGCUUUCGGACUGUUCUGUUUCUGUUAAAUUUAGUUCGUUUGAAUUUGCCGUCGCAAGAGCACCCUUGCAAUUUAGAAAGUUAGUGCGACAUAUUCGGUUUCGGUUGUACUUUUGUAUAAAGGACAGGACUCAGGGAAGGGAUAACGACCGUGCGAACGUCAAGCGUUGUAUUCUACACUUUAAAAAAAGAUGAUUUGAUGAAAGUCCUGGUGUAUCAUCCUGUUAAUUUUUUUUUUCACGAACAAUCUUGAUGCUUCCCUCUAUAGAAGGGAAAAAUCUUUUAUUUGCGACUAAUGCCUACCUUUUUAUUGCGGUAACGAUGCUUUGUUUUUUGUUUUUGUUGUUGUUUAAUAGGUGUUAUUGGCAGUGGCCAUUUCUGUUCGGAGCGUGGCUUUUCCAGUGUUGUUCAAGAACUUGCUAACAAACUUGUUCCCUGUACUCGUAGACUCUGGCAGCUGACUAAGGUACUCAAGAGAUAAUUAUCUUACGGAAUAUAAAGAUCUUACGUUCGGUAUCAGAAAAGGCAACAGGAAGGUUGUUCAUCUAGUGAAAGACGGGAUUUGAUUUUCUGAAAGAUAAUUUCUUGAUGGAUGCUACAGAUUUCCAAUUCUGAAAAGUUCACACUUUCCAGAACGCAGGAACACUCGUUAUACAGGAUUUAUUAAGAGAUGGUGUGACAUGGAAAUAUAAUGAACAAAGGCAUUAAUUGUAUUUCUGAUUCGUAUUCACUUUUACUAUCACAUUCACAUAAGCACUAAUAUUUAUAUUCAAAUUCAAUUUCUCGUUGACGUUAAAUCGACAUUAGCGUUCACAUACAUAUUCAUAUCCAGUCAGGAAUGGUCCCCUGGUCCCGGUUGUUCAAAGUUGGAUAGCGCUAUCCAGCGGAUAAACGGCUAUCCAGCGGAUAAACGGCUAUCCAGCGGAUAAACGGCUAUCCAGCGGAUAAACGGCUAUCCAGCGGAUAAACGGCUAUCCAGCGGAUAAACGGCUAUCCAGCGGAUAAACGGCUAUCCAGCGGAUAAACGGCUAUCCAGCGGAUAAACGGCUAUCCAGCGGAUAAACGGCUAUCCAGCGGAUAAACGGCUAUCCAGCGGAUAAACGGCUAUCCACCGGAUAAACGGCUAUCCAGCGGAUAAACGGCUAUCCAGCGGAUAAACGGCUAUCCACCGGAUAAACGGCUAUCCAGCGGAUAAACGGCUAUCCAGCGGAUAAACGGCUAUCCAGCGAUAAACGGCUAUCCAAAAACGGCUAUCCAGCGGAUAAACGGCUAUCCACCGGAUAAACGGCUAUCCAGCGGAUAAACGGCUAUCCAGCGGAUAAACGGCUAUCCACCGGAUAAACGGCUAUCCAGCGGAUAAACGGCUAUCCACCGGAUAAACGGCUAUCCAGCGGAUAAACGGCUAUCCAGCGGAUAAACGGCUAUCCACCGGAUAAACGGCUAUCCAGCGGAUAAACGGCUAUCCAGCGGAUAAACGGCUAUCCACCGGAUAAACGGCUAUCCAGCGGAUAAACGGCUAUUCACCGGAUAAACGGCUAUCCAGCGGAUAAACGGCUAUCCACCGGAUAAACGGCUAUCCAGCGGAUAAACGGCUAUCCACCGGAUAAACGGCUAUCCAGCGGAUAAACGGCUAUCCACCGGAUAAACGGCUAUCCACCGGAUAAACGGCUAUCCAGCGGAUAAACGGCUAUCCACCGGAUAAACGGCUAUCCAGCGGAUAAACGGCUAUCCAGCGGAUAAACGGCUAUUCACCGGAUAAACGGCUAUCCAGCGGAUAAGUGGUACAAAGACCAAUGGCGUUAUCCAAUGGAUAGUGAUUUAUCCAGCAGAUAGCGCUAUCGAUCUUUUGAACAACUGGAGACAGGUCUUGUUUUUGCUUGCCAGUAAUUACUAGGCAAUGUGCUUCGUGAAGUUUUCAUUUUAUUUCACUAUAACAAUGAAAUAUUUGGUAGUGAUAAACAUAGUCUUAUUCAUACUCGAUAUCUCAAAAUAGUUUCACUUUUUUUUAGAUCAAAAUGCUUCCCACGCCAGCCAAAUUUCACUACAUCUUUAACCUGAGAGAUUUGUCCAGGAUAUGGCAAGGUAUUCUCUACUGCAUCUCUGAAGUGGUAUCGACUGAGCAGUCGUUGAUGUCUCUAUGGAAACACGAGUGCAUCCGAGUCAUUUCCGAUCGUUUCACGAAUCAACCUGACAAGGACUGGUUUGAGAAGACAAUGAAGCGUGUUAUCGGCGAGGAACUCGGAGAAGACUUACAGGCGAUGAUCGAGGAUCUACCAUAUCUGGUGGACUUUUUGAGGUUUGCUCCUGCUUUGUUUAGCUUAGUAAUUUCUCCGCAAACUUGACUUUUUAAUGUCUUUGUUAGACCAGCACAAAAUUCCAAUCUGUUGGUAAACUGUGAUUGUGGGUAUUAGCUUUGACGACUGAUCAACACCAUAUCGUGAAAGUGGCCUAACUUGCCACUUUCACGAUGACGACAUUUGACUACAACUACAAGAAUUCAUUUUGUUUUUGCUUUCUCAUUUCGAUUUGUCAAUCCCGCCGAGCCUUGAAUAACAAGCCACAAGAAAACAUCAAACUGAAGGAUUCUGGUAGUUAGAGUGAAUCGACGUCAUCUUUUAAUUGUCCAGUUACGUUGUGUUUUUUAGGGAUGCGCCAGAAGCCACAGGUGACGAGCCAGAAGACGCUGACUUUGAAACUCCAAAGGUUUAUGAACCGGUAAGAAAACAAUUCAAGAAUUCGUAAUCAAUUUUUAAUGUUCGAAUCCCUCGCCGCGAGAACUCGUCGCAGUGAAAAUCCAGAGAUAUAUAUAACUGAAACUUCUACGAUUGAAGCUACGAAUGUUUUCUGACUUUGUGUUGUUUUAACCUUCCUUUCAUGUUGUUACUAAGGUUGUCAUAAUUUUUUUUGCUAGUGCUGUCUUUGUAUUUUUCCGUCAUUAAUUUUGCUCUUUUCUUUAUUUCAAUCUUUAAGAUUCCAUCCUUCGAAGGCCUUGAAGAAAGACUCAAGAUGUACUUGGAGCAGUACAAUGAGAGUAUCCGAGGCGCCGGCAUGGAUCUUGUGUUUUUCAGAGACGCCAUGAUUCAUCUUAUGAGGGUAAUAACAUUUCACACACGCCUUCUACCUUUUUCUACAGUGGCUGACCAUCAUCCACAUUGUAGGAUCAUCCAUGACUAAAUUGUUAUUACUAACAUGUAAUGUCUAUAAAGUCGCUUGCCUCAUUUGGUCCUCUUUGUCUUUUAGGAGGAUCUUUGAGUCCUUAAUAUAUUUAUGCCCUGCAAUAGCAUUUAAAGCACAGUUCGCACGAUUAUACUCUGUAGAUAGACGUCAGUUACACACUCUUUCUCUUCCUUUUACAGGUGUCCCGUAUAAUUCGCACCCCGCGUGGUAACGCCCUCCUGGUCGGGGUAGGUGGUUCUGGAAAGCAGAGUUUGACGCGGCUGGCUUCGUUCAUAGCUGGCUACAAAACCUUUCAGAUCACUCUGACAAGGUGGGGGCUUUAUAUAAACUCUCAUUGAUGUAUAUUGGCAGAGAAUGCAUUAACGCGCUCAGUUAUGCUACUGAUAUUACACGUAGGAAAUAAGUUCUUUCCCGCGUCGUGGAUUCUCGUUAAGCGUUAUCACAACGUAGACAGUUCUAAGGCAGUUGACUAGGAUGGUCAGUUUCCUUUUAUUACUACCUUUAGCGAGUUCCAGUUUUGUACGGAGGUAUUUGUAUUUGAAUGAUCAGUGUAAAAACAUUCAGCCUUCAGUCAUUUACAUCUUUCCCAUCCGAUUUUCUUUAUCGAAGUCAUCUGUAACUCCGUUCUUUUGUUCAAACGGUCAAUUUGCCAAUGGUACAGUUGUUACUAAAGAGCAAGCAAACUGUCAAUUUACCUGUCACUUAAUGGAUCAGUCAGUCAGUCAGGUUAUCAGCCAGCCAGCCAGUAGCCAGUGACUACAGCAACCAACCUGUCAGUUAAUCGGUCAGUCAGGUUGUCAGUCAGCCUGUCAGCGAGCUAGUAGUCAGUGACUAAAGUAACCAGACAACCUUUAAAUCGGACAGUAUGUCAGGCAGGUUUACGAGUAGCAUUAUGUAUAGGCAAACAAUUCUAACCGGUCAAUUAAUAUAUCAGUUAGUCAGUCGGGCAAUUGUCAGUCAGCCAGCCAGUGACUGAAACAACCAGGCAACCUUCGGAUCAGAUAGUAAGCCAGCCAGGUUCGUGAUUUGUACUCAUUGUGGAAAAACAAUUCCUCGUAGUCUUCUGUUGACGUGGUUUUUAUUUUACAUUUCAUAGGUCUUACAACGCUUCCAACUUGAUGGAAGACCUCAAGUAUCUUUACCGAGUGGCAGGAAUGCAGGGCUUGGGAAUAACAUUCAUCUUCACCGACCAAGAAAUCAAAGAAGAGGGCUUCCUUGAGUACCUCAACAAUCUUCUAUCCUCCGGCGAAAUAUCCAAUCUUUUUGCUCGCGAUGAGAUUGACGAAAUCUGCAGCGAGCUGAUACCUGUGAUGAAGAAGGAAUUUCCCAGGCGACCACCGACAGGGGAAAAUCUGUACGACUACUUCCUGACGCGAGCCAAGCACAAUCUUCAUGUUGUUCUGUGUUUCUCGCCGGUAUGUUCAUAUUCUACAUAAAUAUCGAGACCACAAAGCUCCGCCAUAAACUUCGAAAGAUGUUGUGCUUUUUGUGUCUAAAAAUUGAAUAGAAAACAAAUACAUUCGUAUCCUCGACAAGGAUCGAUCUCAUCAAGAUCAGCUCCCAAGCUCAUCUUUUUCUCCUUUUUUUUUUUUUCGUGUUCAGGUCGGUGAGAAAUUCCGCAACAGAUCACUCAAGUUUCCUGGUCUAAUCAGCGGAUGUACGAUGGACUGGUUCAGCCGCUGGCCAAAAGAUGCUUUGAUUGCUGUAGCAGAUCACUUUCUGUCCAAUUUCGAGAUCGUUUGUGUGCCUGAAGUCAAACAACAAGUGGUGCAUGCUAUGGGUGUGUUUCAUGACGGUGUGGCCAUAAGCUGCACUGAUUAUUUUCAAAGGUGAGAGAUGUCCAAUUAUAUUCCUUUCAGUUUUCCUAUCGUGUUAUGCUAUGUAGCAUGACUGAUUUUCUCCGUAUAGACAUAUAGUAUCGCGUAUGGGUACCUCUCCUAUCUUUUUUGAGUCCAUUGCUGUUCAGGAAUUGUCCUAAAUACCUUUGUAGAUAAGGAAUAAAACCAGGACAAUAUAUUGCCAAUUGUAACCCCUUGAAUUCUUGUCAGCGACGAUAAUUGCUAAACGCUUCUUGGAAAAUUUCAAUUGUUGUAAUUAAUUUAAACACAUUUAAAGAAAUAAAAUAAAAUAAAAAUUAGUGGGAAGCCAUUUACUUUUGUAAACUCACCUUUAUUGAGAGCAAUUUUGAAGAAGUUCUUAUGUCCAAACAAUACUCUUGUUCAUGAUCAAAAAGAUCGGUUCUGAAAUUCUUUCUUGGUCGUUUACUCUUUUGUGUCUCUACUUUAGAUAUCGUCGCGCGACACACGUUACUCCCAAGUCCUACCUUUCCUUCAUCAAUGGCUACAAGUCCAUCUACUCUUUGAAACGAGAACAAAUUGGCGAGCUGGCACGGAGAAUGAACACUGGUUUAGACAAGCUCGUAGAGGCCAGUGAGUCUGUAGCUCAACUUUCUAAAGAAUUAGCUGUGAAAGAAAAGGAGUUGGCCGUGGCAUCGGAGAAGGCUGAACUGGUAAGAUUCAUUAUACGGAUUGUUUCAUUCGAGCAAUGCUUUUCGAAAAGGGAGCCAAGAUAAACGGAAUGGAGGCUUUCUUCAUUUUUUUUCCUGAAUUGAACCAAGUAUCAGAGUAGGUUUGACCCCACAAUUCUGGAUGAGAGUAGAAACCUUUUUUUUUAUGUAAACUGUUUCAGUUGAAAUGCAACAGAACUAGUAUCAAUUAUAUAGUUGAACAUCUAUUUAGAAGCCUUGGGCACUCUAAGUCACCAACUCAGUAACUCAAACCUAACCGGCCAACCUUUUGUAAGUGACCACUUGUUUCUUCUUCCAAGAUGGCCACUUAAUAUAGGUUCAACUGUAAAAUGAAAACGAGUGUCGAAGGGUCUUAAACCUGAAACCAUAUCCUUUAAGUCUGCAUCAAAAACAAGACUAUUGCUCGAAAGUUUGAAGGUCAGAUCCCUAUAAGUUUCGCAAGCAUUAGUAAUCAUUUCAGAGGGAAGGUCAAAUGCUUAAAAGAGUGUUGAAUCUGUUAUAAGGCUUCAGCUUAUAUUUUUGACCCACUUCUGGCGGUUGAUAAGAUGAAACACUCCUACCCGUGUGAAAUGUUUCAGUUAAAUGUUAUAACCGACCGGUAACACUGUUUUCGACAGGUGCUUAAAGAGGUUACAGUGAAAGCUCAAGCUGCAGAGAAAGUCAAAGCUCAGGUUCAGAAAGUCAAAGACAAAGCUCAAGCUAUUGUGGACGAUAUUGCGGUAAGUUAUGCAUCCGAUUGACUGUUCAUAGCGAGGUCGAGGGUGGGGUCUCGGCUAACUUAUGGUGACUUUGGCGCCUUGACAGCCAUCUCGCAAUCCUGUUGAAUAGCAAUUUGUCUCCAUGCUUAUAAUUCCACGCCUUAUCCCGAAACCCUCGUUUUAAGAAUCUACUCUGAUGAACAGUCAGGUCCGUAAACAAGGCAACUUUCUGUAGAUCGCUGGGUGCCCCGAAAAAUUCUCUGAAGUAACAUUGAUAAUACUCACGCGUCUUCUGUAACAUUGUGUUGUCAUUUUUAGGCCGAUAAAGCUGUUGCUGAAGAAAAACUUGAGGCUGCCAGGCCAGCUUUGGAGGAAGCAGAAGCUGCUUUACAGGUGAGAACGCUGUUGUAUAUUGGACCUUUGUUUCACUCCUCCAAAGUAUCUCGUCCUUUUGGUAUUAAGAGCAGCAACCACUCUCUAUCAAUCAUCCCACAAACUUAACCUCUUUGACCCUUGAAUAGAAAUAUAAGAUUUUAGCCAAAUUUAGUGGUUUAAAUGUCAGAAGUAACUAAUGUAACUAAUGUUGCACGCUCUUCUACACAUCCUUUCGGUACUGAAUUAUGUUAAAGUUAUGUAAAUUAUUUUAUUUGGUGGCUAUCUAGGGCGCUUUUUAUCCAGCCCAAAAUACCGAAAAUUUCGGUUAGAAAUCAAAUGGAAAGGACCAUUUUGGUUCGCACCGAUCGGAAUAUUUGGGACCACCUUGGAAGGUGGUCCACUUUGACCGGUCUGGUCAUUUCGGUCGGUCAGACCGAAAUGUCCUUUUCCAUUUGACAUAAUCGUGGUCCCCAGAACUGCUCCUUUGCAUCUUGCUUAUAAGAACUAUAACCAAACACGCGGUGGCUUGGGUUGGGUCUGUGCAACCGCAAUGCACCGUUCCAUUUAACAUGUGGAAUUUCCGAGAUUUCAAACCGAAAUGGAAAGCGCCCCUAGAUUGAGUCACGAUGUGAGGAAUGAAACUUACCUAACUCGGCUAAAACGGCCACUUAUUCUUCCCGAAUGUAUUGUCGGAAUCAAGUAUAUAACACUCUACAUGAUAAUUGUUAAGGCAGUGCAUAAGAAUGAGUAUUUCCAACCACCACUGUCCAGGUGACCAUAGUUUCAGAGUAACGAGAAAUAAGACACGAUGUGGUCAAUGUAAGAUUUAUUUACCAUCUCCCAUACUACUAGAGUUUAGGGAGAGAGAGAAAUCAUGAUAUCAAAUUAAACAGACUAUUCAAAUAUGUUUGUCCCCAGACCAUCAAAGCUGCUCAUAUCGCGACGGUCCGUAAGCUGCCCAAGCCUCCACAUCUGAUCAUGCGCAUUAUGGACUGUGUUUUGAUCUUGUUUCGGAAGAGACUGGACCAAGUGGUGUUUGACGCGGAAAGAAACUGCUGUAAGCCAUCCUGGUCUGAGUCACUGAAGGUAACACCGCUAUUUUCGUCUCCAAGGCAUAUGAUUUGCUUAUUUAACUCAAAUCAAGAUCAAAAAUAAAACGCGGAUCUUUUAAAAAAUGGCGAAAACAGUGAGAAAGUUAAGCUUCUAUAGAUACUCGUGCGAUGUGUGGAAGGUGGGACGUUAAAGCUUUAACAGCUAUCGCCUUACUUUGCAAUUGUAAGAAAAGAGAUUCACCCAGACUAGGGGAAAAGCUAGACUACGAGUAGUCCCCAUUUUUCCUCACGGACGGUAAAGCGAGCGAAACGCCAACUCGCGUGAAAAUCACCCCACCCGAGAAAGGCGAGACGCGGUGAAAGGGAAAAGCGUGCAGGUUCCUAAGUUCAAGUCCGGUCAAAACAACCGGAAGUCCUGUUUGGUUAGAACAAGCUAUUUCACACUAACCAAGGUUCAUCAUACACCAAGUCCUUGUUUGAUUGGAAAAGGUUAUAUAUUUUGUGUACUUGUGCUUCUCAGAAUUGCUGGUAUAAUCUGUACUGGAAACUCUGUUAAUGGUAUAUUGUCUUUUCUUAUUCAGUUAAUGAGUCAGUCGAAUUUCCUAACGACACUUCAAAGUUUCCCGAAAGACACAAUCAAUGAUGAAAUGGUAGAACUCUUAGCCCCUUAUUUGGAAAUGGAAGACUACAAUAUGGAGACUGCUAAAAGGGUAUGUAGUUCGAACAAAGAACGCACCAAAUUUAUUUUAUGGCAGCACCAUGGUGUUUGUCAAUGCCUUGACUAUCUACGAGCUUUCCACUGCGCCAAACCGACCGAUCAUAAAUGGAAUAACACAGUUGUAUUGAGCCAAGGGCCGCUUGUCAUUCAACCAAAACUUUCCAAAAUUUGGAAACAGCGGCAAAUGGUUCAGAAAUUUACGGGAAACGUUUCCAGAAAUUCCGGAAACUUUUGAAUUUUCCGAAGUACGAACCAUUCAACCGAAAAUUCUAGAACUUCCGGGAGCAACGUUGAAUGGAAAGAAAACUUGCGGGAAAAUUUUUUUGAAAAUAGGUGGAAAUGCUGUUCCAUUCGCUACUGCAAGUUGCCGAAAAUUCCAGCCAGUAGUUUUGGUUGAAUGGAAAGCGCCCUAAGUUUGCUGCCAGAUCGAAGCGUCCAUUUACGAUUCGACAGAUUUGUUUCACAAAUGGAAGGGUAAUUUUUGAUCGGAGUGGACCAACCGGUUAAAGAGGACCACCUCUGGAUUUGGUCCAUUGUGACCGGUAAAUUCCCAAGCGGGCCGAAGCGUUCCAUGUAUUUCUCGGCCGAAAUUUCCGAAAAUUUUGGCUGGUAUAGAAAGCACCCUGUGUUACAAUGUUACUACUUUUCCUAGACAGAAUUAAUGGCAAGUUAAUUUUUGGAUUCUUCAUUUACAGGUGUGCGGAGAUGUCGCUGGUUUGUGCUCCUGGACGAAAUCCAUGUCCAUUUUCUUUGGCAUUAACAAAGAAGUAUUACCGUUAAAGGUAAAUUGUACUGUUGCAUUAGAGAGUAUUCAGUUUCUUUUCUGCACUGAAUUUUUAGCGUCACAUCUAUCAUCCUUUUGCGUCUAUCUUCUCUUGGUGGUGUGAGAAUGAAGACUAAGCGUCAAGUAUCUUUUUUUCAGGCAAAUUUGACAAUUCAGGAGGCGAAGUUAAACGUUGCUCAAAACGAUCUGAACGAGGCGCAGGCACAGUUGGACGAAAAACAGGCUGAACUUGAUAAAGUGCAGGCCAUGUACGAUAAGGCAGUGCAAGAAAAACAGGUAAAACUGGUUGACCGUAGACUGUCUUUAUUUCAAGGAACUAUUUUUAAAAUAGUUAAACAGACACAGGGCUCGAAAAAAUCGUGAAUGCGAUCUGGCAAGGAGCUUUCAUAUUUCAUGCUUGCCGGGGGCCACUUCUUGCUCGUUUUUGAUAGUGAUUUUGUCUGAUGAUGAUUUGAAUGGACCCUUUCCCAUUAGACAAGAAAGCUUGAAGAACUGCUUGUUCCUAACUACCGGAUGGUGUUUUUAUCGAGCCUUGAGAUAUUUUAUGUAACUUAGUGUAGAGAACCCAGUUUCUGUCCAGAAAAAUUCCACAAACGAUACCAUUGUACGUUAAAUGUCAUGGCAAUCUGAACUUCGUUGACUUAACUUUGGUAAAACUGGUGAUUAUCAACUGUUUUAUUCGUAUUUUUAUCUGAAAAUUUUACAGGAUCUUCUGGAUGACGCAGAAACAUGUCGCCGGAAAAUGUUAGCGGCCUCCACUCUGAUUGGUGGAUUAGGUGGCGAGAAAGAAAGAUGGACUGAACAGAGUAAAGAGUUUGAAGCACAGAUUGGCAGGUACAACAUUCCCCUACGGCCGCGUACAAUAAGAUUUAUCCCAUAUCAGGGUGACAUCAAGAGUCUCGUUUUGUCCCUCUCCCUGUCACGACGUUGCGUAACAUAGAGUGUGACAGAAAAUGGGAUCAGAACUUGACGUCCUCUCCAAAGGUGUUUUAUUUUUCGACUAUGUCAAGUAGUUGUAUUCUUUUCGCAGGUUGGUUGGAGACGUGUUGCUGUGCACAGGAUUUUUGUCUUACUCUGGUCCUUUCAACCAGGAAUUCCGUGACAUGUUGAUGGGAAAAUGGCAGAAGGAUAUGAAGUCACGCAAGAUUCCUUUUACCGCUAACCUUAAUGUCACGGGAAUGCUUGUUGAUGCUGCAACGGUACGAAAUAUAUUUUUCCCAUCGAAUUUAGUCGACAUAAUACUUUAUAAAGCACUACAAAUGUAGACAUCAGUCAUUUGUUGACCGGCUUUAUUCUCAUUUUUUUGUGUUUUCAGGUGGGUGAAUGGAAUCUUCAGGGGUUACCAAACGACGAAUUAUCUGUCCAGAAUGGCAUUAUUGUCACCAAGGCAACAAGGUAUCCUCUGUUGAUAGAUCCGCAGGGUCAAGGAAAAGCCUGGAUUAAAAACAGAGAAAAGGACAGUGAGAUGCAGGUGGGUGGUUGCAGGGCCUGCUAUGUUCGUAUUCGUGGUUCCAUGCAUGUACAGCGUCCUAUGAACAGUGAAGUUAAAAAUUUUGCUGGGUUUAUUUCAACCAUAAACUUUGCUUCCUGUACGUUCUGUUUUGAUAAUUCGGCCUAACUGCCUGUUUUGUUUUACAACAUGCAUCUUCGCUUUGGAAACAUGUGCAAGUUUAUUUCGUAGAAAGGCUUAGAAAUUGGCCAUCAAGUACUGUAGUUUCUUGGAUACCUGGGCUUAGUAGCAUAAAACUUAUAGCAGACAAUCUCAUGGGGGAUAGCUGAUCUCUGAAAGUGAAUAUUUUGGCAACAGGUUACCUCUCUCAAUCACAAAUACUUCCGGAACCAUCUUGAAGACAGCCUCUCAUUGGGAAGACCGCUGCUUAUCGAGGACGUGGGCGAGGAAAUGGACCCAGCUCUUGACAAUGUAUUGGAGAAGAAUUUCAUCAAAAGUGGCAGCACUCUAAAGGUGAAAGUCGGAGACAAAGAGAUUGAUGUCAUGAAGGGCUUUAUGUUAUACAUCACAACGAAGCUCUCAAACCCCGCUUACACCCCUGAGGUACGUUGUAUAUUUGUUUGCCAUGAAUGAAAGUCCAUCUAUUUUUGUAUUUUACCCUUGCAACGAGCAACACAACAGUUAUAAAUAGGUAAUCACUCAAAUUUACACUUAAUAUUAAAACUUGAGAACAGUACAGGUCUUUCUGUAUUCAAUGUUUUUGCAAUUGCCUUUUUUUACAAUUUGAUUGAAGGAAUUUUCUUUAAUCUUUGGUAGAGAUUCAAUUUAGAUUUUAGUUUCACUGGUGGAUUUUUUCUCUCAAUUAUCCCAUGGACACAUCAAGCGAUAGAAAGAAAUUUCAGUGUAGAAUUAAAAUCAUAAUACAGGUCGUAACAUCAUACGACCGAUGUGCGGUCGUUUCAAAUAAUAUAUAAUUAAUUGAAUUAUUUUCGUUAUUUUCUAAAAUAGAUCAGUGCUCGAACUUCUAUUAUUGACUUCACGGUGACCAUGAAAGGUUUGGAAGAUCAGCUGCUGGGCCGUGUGAUCCUGACUGAAAAAGCGGUAAGUUGACACAAACAGCUCUUUUUCCGUGAUGUGUUGCGCAGGAAAUAGUCCAUCCUUAUUACCAGCUGUAUUGCUUCUGUCAUGCUGAUAUUUUAGGGUGAACCUGUUCUUUUACAGACUUAAUUCGCCUUUUCCGUGGGUCUAGCGCUUGCUUUUUUUUUAUCCAUAGAAACGCGUGUUGUACGUUUUAAGGGCUGGUUGAUUCCAAGACAUGCGCCCGAACCAUUAAAGGGCGUUAAUUCCUUACAUCAAGAAUUAAUGUAUGCAGUCUGAACUCACGUCCAUGUAUAAUUUACUACAGGAGCUGGAGGCUGAGCGUACAAAACUAAUGGAAGACGUCGCUUCGAACAAGCGAAAAAUGAAGGAACUGGAAGAUAACUUGCUGUUCAGACUCACAAGCACUCAGGUAUGGAAGUCCGACUGUGAGAACGGUCAAAAGAUUAAUGAGAAAUAAAUAGUGUAAAAAAUUCGUAUAUUUCUGGUAUUAACUCGAUGAUGUCUGCAAAUUUAAUUCUGGCAGUUUUUGCAAGAUAUCUAUGGAUUUGUGGAAUUGGAAGCUCCCCUUUAGAUUUUGUUAAAGAUUAGAUUUUCACAUUUCGUUAACUAUCCGUGUAACUAAAUUCGUGCUUUUUUGGGUGGGCUAUUCCUCAAGUGGUUAUCUUCAUUUCAUUGCGUCUUAACAAAUGUUGCGCUCACGAAGACUUGUAUGAGCUAUAAUAUAUUUCUACCCAAGGAAAGGCGAACACUUUUGUGGUUUAAACUGAGUCUUUGCACUAAUAAGAUAACUAACACAAUGUCUUUUUUUUUCCAUUUAGGGUUCUCUUGUCGACGAUGAGUCUCUGAUUGAAGUGCUAAGUACAACCAAAGCAACAGCUGAAGAGGUCAGCCAAAAACUUCUUGUAGCCGCUGACACGGAAGUAAAAAUCAACGGCGCAAGAGAAGAAUUUAGGCCGGGUAAGAAUUGAGCGAAUCGUCAAUCAACAUUCUAUUGCAUUAUUAGCGGAUUGCACAGCAUGACUGCUCCGUUGCCUUUUUAGGCGCUCAUCAUCUGUUUUUAGUUUUUAUUGCUGGGCAGCGUCGCCUGACACUGUACUAUUUUGCGCAUAUUGAUUUUAAAAAGGACAUAUUACCAACAGUCAAAUACAUCCUGAGGUUCAAACAAAGUUUUUACUCUGAUACUAUGCAGAUGUUUACACAAAUGCGUUAACACGAUGACGUUAAUGGUUUUCAGUGAGCACUAGCUCAAAAGUUUUCAUUCGAAAUUUGUCCUCGCGAUUUGUAAUUAUUUUUUUAUCAAUACCUCGAGCUUAAUUUCAUAAUUAUCGGUAUUUUUUGUUUUAGUGGCCACCCGAGGUAGUAUCCUGUAUUUCUUGAUCGUUGAGAUGAGCAUGGUAAACUGCAUGUACCAGACGUCUCUCAAACAAUUUUUGGGGCUGUUCGACAAUGCUAUGGCAAGGUAAGGGAUUAACCCAUUGUUUUUUGCCUUUGAACUGGGAAAUUUCUGUGGCCUCUACCCUGCGUGGGCGUUUUGUCUAAGAAGAUCAUUUUCUCUGCUCCUAGUAAAUUAUGUUUCUUACAGCUUAACAAAUUUUUGCAUGUGCGUUUUUUAUACUUUCAUUUUUUCUUUCUUCUAUUUUGUGUUAGAUCCCAGCCAUCUCCUAUCACUUCCAAGAGGAUACACAACAUUAUAGAUUACUUGACGUACGAAGUUUGGAAGUACUCGUGUCGAGGUCUCUACGAGAAUCAUAAGUUUCUGUUUACGCUUCUUCUCGCUUUGAAGAUUGAUUUGCAGAAUAAGAAGGUCAGUGCUACACUAUAUUCAUGAAUUUGUGGCGGAAAUAUUUAUGACGAACCUGCAACAGAGUGGCCGUUUUCACACUAGAGACGGAUAAUCCAUCUUCAAAAUCCGUUAAAAUUAACGAAUAAACAGGUGGAUAAAGUCAGGCGGAUUGUUCAUCCAAAAUUAGAACCGUGCCAUUUUCAAAUUAAGACGUAUUAUCUGUCUGACGUGAAUUAUCUAACAGAUAACCCGUCUCAGACAAAUAAUCCGUCUCUAGUGUGAAAACAGCCAUUCACACAGGCUACGCAUUUUUUUCUUUCUUUCUUUUUUUCUUCUAUUUUCCAAUACGUUUCUCGAACAACUCAAACCACUCCAGAUCAUGAUAUUGUUACCCUUUACCCUCCAGGUUAAACACACCGAAUUUAUGACACUCAUCAAGGGAGGCGCUUCUCUUGACCUGAAAGCGGUGCAACCCAAACCUUGCAGAUGGAUAACAGAUGUGACGUGGUUGAACCUCGUGGAACUUAGUAAACUACCCCAGUUCUCAGACGUACUAAAUCAGGUAUGAACCGUUUUUUGUCAUUCAUCUUCUCGCCUCCUGUAUUUCCGCCAGCAAAAUGUUAUGUUCGUCAGUUGUUGUUGUUGCUGCUGCUGUUUCGUUUGUUUGUUACCUAAGUUUCGUUGCUGUCGCUAUUGAAUCGCUUCGACUUUUUAAAUAUUAUGUACUUCCUGUUUACCUCCAUGGACAGAUCUCUAGGAAUGAGAAGCAGUGGAAAAACUGGUUUGACAAAGACGCCCCGGAAGAAGCUGACAUUCCUGAUGGAUAUGCAAACUCGUUAGACACUUUUAGAAAACUUCUGCUAAUCAGGUAAUACGCUCUUCUGAUUCUCUGGAGUGAAAUACGACGAUUACUGUGUUUGAUAUAUCUCAUACAGUGUGACAACCAGCUUGAUUGAUGAAGGGCACAAUUAUAUGGCAUUUGCAUUUAUUCUGUGGGUACCACAACUCUUAAUUACCUUAUAAGGCUUUGUUAAAUCUCCUGUCCGCUGGGUGCUAGAUCCGUCACCUUUAAUCAUUCUUUUCCAGCGCCGAAUUACAGUCAUAGCAACCCUCACCGCCCUCUCCUCCCCUAUCACACAUACAGACACACACACACCCCACCCCCCUUAACGUCAGCGUACUUAAGUCUCACUGUCAAUUGUGCUAUUAACAGGUCCUGGUGCCCAGACCGAACCAUGGCGCAGGCGCGAAAGUACAUCGCAGAGUCCAUGGGAUCCAACUACGCUGAGAACGUGAUCCUUGAUUUGGAAAAGACCUGGGAGGAGAGUGAUAAUAGAACACCGCUAAUCAACUUCCUGUCCAUGGGCUCAGAUCCUACCAGUCUCAUUGAAAACCUUGCCAAAAGGCACAAGUUCGGUACGUAUAACAUAAGUUUGUGCAAGACGGUAUUUUAGGAGAAAUAGAAUAUGAAUCAGCAAAAAUGUUCAUCUGUUGCUGUUUUUUCUUUUUUUCCUUUUUUCCCGCUGGUUGUUCGCAGAGAUUUGUUUCAACAAACCCUACUUUGCAUAUAAGUUAGUUUAUUUGAAUUAUCCUUUAUUUUCCUUUGUAGAUUGCCGAGCCAUUUCUAUGGGGCAAGGACAAGAGAUUCAUGCUAGAAAAUUGGUUGGACAAUUCAUGCAAACGGUACGUGUCAUUGUUACGGCCGUUUUUAUGCCCCCUUCCUUGUGUACUUAUAAAACUGGAAAACGGUUUGUUAAGAAUUUCGUGAAACAGAUAUUAAGUACGUUAUUUCCUCUUAAUCAAGAGACUUCCUCGGCAUGAACGCUGUUUUUACAUACCGUUACGAAUGCAUGACCUCAAGUAAAGCGAUACUAAUUCACAUGUUUGUUAUGUCAGGGUGGAUGGGCACUCCUUCAGAACUGUCAUCUUGGUUUGGAGUUCAUGGAUGAGUUGUUAGACACUGUUGUGGAUGCGGAGCAAGUUCAUGAUUCUUUCAGACUGUGGAUGACCACCGAGGAGCAUGCACACUUCCCAAUUGGCCUCUUGCAGGUAUGCGACUACUCGACUGCUGUGCUUGAAAAGUCCCAUUCGGCUUUGUUGACCGUUUCAUCGCUAUGAGUAUGCAACUUUUUAAAAACUGAUAUUGAUGUCAAACGGAAGGUGAACGAAUCAGGUGUUUACAAGCUAUGUGCCACUGACCAGAGCGGGGACUCGAGUACAAUGCCUUAACCACUUAGCGGCGCCACCCCAUCAGAAUAUGUUAAUGAAGGCAGUAUAGAAGUAAUUUUAAGUUCUAUUUACCUUAAAGUACUUACUUUGAUAUGAGUGACUUUUUUCUUCUUAACAGAUGUCCAUUAAAUUCACUAAUGAACCUCCCCAAGGACUGAGGGCCGGACUCAAGCGAACCUACACCGGUAAGCUAAUGGUUUGCAUUUUAUCCAGGUUUCUUCUUCCUUCUAUUGUUGACCAGUCACGGGUUAAAUUCUUGUUAAUGUUGUUGUUUCAAGGUAUUAAUCAGGACCAGUUGGAUGUCAGCAACCUUCCACAGUGGAAACCCAUGCUCUUUGGGGUUGCCUUCCUUCAUACUACUGUUCAGGUAGGUGGAGGCCCAUCAUUGGUGUCAAUAUUGUUUUAAUAUUACUAAACCAAAUGUUGAACUGCUUGAACAUCUUAUUUAACAUUAUUAAAAGCGCUUAACAAUAUUACAGCAAGGCCUUUUUAAUUGUUUCUUUGAGGUUCAGGGAUGAAUAGCUUAUUUCUUCUUUUGAAUUUCAUUAUGCAAAAGUCGGUCAAUUUUUGUAAAAAAAAUGCUAAGAAGACCAUUUUUAUACGAUGAUCGACAUUUGACCCGACAAUUCCUGAAAUCUCCUAGGGGGAAAAAUAAUUGGAAAUCUGAACUUCCUCGUGCCUUAAAAGCCAUUGCUUUAGCGGUUAAUAUUAUCUUUUUUGUUUCUUGUUGUUACAUAAUCAAAAACGGUGUCCCAUUAAUAGCUGUAAUAAACAGUUUUCUUCUAGCUCUACAUAAUUAUUUCUACUAAACUUGAUUACAAACUGCAGCACUUUUAUUGUUAAUUCAUUCACGACAUAGCGAUUAUGUAGCAUGCUCUCUUCAACAUUACUUUUCAAUGUCCUUUAAGGAACGUCGAAAAUACGGUCCAUUGGGCUGGAAUAUCCCAUACGAGUUUAACCAGGCUGACUUUACAGCCAGUGUGCAGUUUGUUCAAAACCAUUUGGAUGACAUGGAUAUAAAGAAGGGUGUAUCGUGGAACACUGUACGAUACAUGCUGGGAGAGGUUCAGUAUGGCGGAAGGGUCACAGACGACUUUGAUAAACGGCUUCUAAACACUUUUGCCAAGGUGAAUACUAACCGAGUGUCUGUAUGGUAGUUUAGAAAAUACAGUGUUAGUUAUCAACACUUGUAAGAAUCAAACGGACUAAAUCAAUUAGGAAGUAAGUUUUUCCUGGAAACAUUGUUAUGUGCAUGUUUUGCUUGGAAACUAUCAAAUCAUGUAUUUCGUAAAACUUUGUGUUUGAACAGAGAAAAAGUGUGUUUGUUGUUGUAUUUAACUAGGGACAUUCAAGAUCCAAGUAGAUUUGUCCUCAGUUUACAAUUUCACUUUUACUGACCUUCAGCACGAGUUACCAGCAUUUUUACAGAUCUGCUCCCUGAGCCAAUGGUUAUCCAGUUUUUCACUUCAUCUUUUGUAGGUGUGGUUUAGCGAGUCAAUGUUCCAGCAAAGUUUUAAUUUCUACAAGGGUUAUACCAUACCAAAGUGUACCUCGGUACCGCAAUACAUGGAUCAUAUUGACACUCUCCCCCUUGUGGACUCCCCUGAGGUGUUUGGACUGCAUCCUAACGCUGAUAUCACGUAAGUUGCGAUUUAAGGAAACAAGGCUAGUGAAUCGUCCAAGGUAAAAAGAUGUCAUUAUUCUCGACCUUAGAACCCCUUGACUUCCACUUUUAGGAAUUAUUUAGGCAGAAAAAUAGUCCUAACUCCUUAAACGAUCUUUUUGUGUUUUUAAAUACACGAUACUGCAACAAUCGUUGGAAAAUCCAAGCAAGAAAUUGUAACAAAGAACUUUGCACCUUUGCAUGGUAAAUUGUGGCUACGUUUACGAUGCAUUUGGCUGAAGAAAAAUAAAACAGUGCUGUCGAAAUACACUAACGAGUAAUUCACGUGUGUUUUCAGAUACCAGAGUAACCUGGCCAAGUCUUGCCUGGAUACAAUCCUUAGCAUUCAGCCAAAGGAUAGCUCAGGCGGCGGAGGAGAAACCCGCGAGUCUGUUGUACAGCGGCUGGCUGAUGACAUGCUCGAUAAACUUCCUGAAAACUACAUCGCACAUGAGGUAAACUGGACGAAUAAGAUUAUUUUGGCGUUUCACUGUGUAUCCGAGUCUUCAGUUCUUUGUCAAUCACGGAAAAAAAGUGGACCUCUUUUCAUGGAGGAUUUUCUAGCGUAUAAACUGGUAUUCGAGUACAAAGGUCAAAAAUUCUCUUUCUUUUUUUUUUUUUUUUUUUUUUUUUUUUUCAUUUCAGGUGAAGGCAAGGUUACAGAAGAUGGGAGCACUGUCUCCCAUGAAUAUCUUCUUGAGGCAAGAAAUCGAUCGAAUGCAGAGAGUGAUAACCGCUGUGCGGCAGACACUGACAGAUCUAAAACUGGCCAUUGACGGCACCAUCAUUAUGAGCGAGGUUAGCUUUCUUCUAUUCUGGCUUUUUGGCAUUUUCGUCAAGUUUUAUCUUUCUUUGAAAAACCAGAGAAUCAUCAAAUGACCAUGUGGACAGUUAUCGCCAAUCCUUGGCUUACAAAAAACGGAGCUGAUAGAAUGUUUUUGUUUGUUUCUUUGUGUUUUUUAUUUGCAAUCAUGUAGAUGGUCAGGUUAGCAAGCUUAAGCAGCAACAAGUACGACGACAGUGAAAAUGUCACUAAAAAAAAUUAUUCGGUCUCUAUUUGGAGCCGCGCAAUUUGUCAAAUGCAGGCCUCUUUUCCUGGAGAUGAAUUCUUAUCGACAGGUUUGAAAAGAGAAAGGACCAUUCGUCGUCGUAUGUUGACGUCCUCCAUAAAACGUCGCAUUAUGAGGUUUUAUGUCGUAGUCGUACAGUGAACGUCAAAGAAAUGUACUAAAAAGCAUGAUGCACGUGCAGAGCUGCUGUUUUGCUCAUAACAACAAUUGUUGUUGUUGUUGUUUUUUUAUGUUGCCUUUUUUGUUGUUGUCCAUGUGCGGGCUUAAACUUUCACUGUGCACUUUUUUUUAAAUUUGAUUUUGAUAUUAAUAUUUUUCUUGUUCUUUUCUUUAGACCCUAAGAGACUCACUUGACUGCAUGUACGAUGCCAGGAUACCUACUCACUGGAAAAAGGUAAGUGGUCGAUUAUUAAGGGAGGAGAAAAUGUUGCGACAUCCAUAGAUGAAAGCGUUGUAGUUAUACACUUGAAAGUACUUUCCCGAAAAAACAUUGAACAUUUUCGCCGAAGUUAUUUUUCUUCCACCUUAUUGCAUUACUCUGUAGAUCUCAUGGGAGUCUUCCACGCUUGGAUUCUGGUACACCGAACUUUUGGAAAGAAACAGUCAGUUUAGGAACUGGUGUUUUGAAGGAAGACCUAAUGUGUUCUGGAUGACAGGGUUCUUCAAUCCCCAAGGAUUCCUCACCGCCAUGAGACAGGUGUGAUUUAUUUUAAUUGAUAAAUAGUAGGCGGUGUCCAACUAGAAAGCUCUUGCUACUUCGAACACCGCACAUAUAUGUACAUUACCUCUUCUCAGCGUAAUGACUAGUCAUCCUUUUUUAUUAUCAUUUGUAAUAUAACUUGUACAAAUGUCUUAUAUAGCCUAAAAAUGAAGAAUUGAAUUGUCCUCAGCAGGGGACAGUUUUGCCCAUCUUACCCUACAUUUUGUCAAUCACAGACCACUGGUGAAGUCAGAUAGUGACCCCCUAGGCCAGUUACUGAAACACACCCCACCAUUUCAUACUAACCCCGUUUUUAUCUUAAACUUUAAGUAACUACUCUUUCGCUAGUUAAAGGGCAAAUGGAAAUUGUUUUAUUUGAUAUCAAAACUAACCUCGUAAUGUUGAAAUCUUGUAAUUUUUUUUGUCGAUAUUUUUACUCUUUUCGGCACUUUUUGUAAAUCACCUGCUUUACCUUUAAAAGCUUACGCGCACGACGGUUUCCUAUUUUUCAGGAAGUGACGCGUGCGCACAAGGGCUGGGCCUUGGACUGCGUGGUGCUUCAUAAUGACGUCACGCGUUUCUUUAAAGAUGACAUCACUCAGCCCCCAGCUGAAGGGGUCUAUGUGCAUGGAUUGUAUCUUGACGGAGCCGGGUGGGAUCGCAGAGGCUGCAAACUUGUGGAACCCACUCAAAAGGUUCUCUUCACAGCUAUGCCAGUCAUUCAUAUCUACGCUAUUAACACGACCGCUGGCCGAGAUGCCCGGAUGUACCAGUGCCCGAUAUACAAGAAACCAAGGAGAACAGAUCUGACGUAUAUUGCAAGUGUGGACUUGAAAACCAAUCAGAAUCCAGAUCACUGGAUUCUGCGCGGUGUCGCCCUGUUGUGUGACAUUAAGUAAAUUUCUACAUAUUACUCAAGAUCUUUCAAAAAAAAUGUUAUUCCUUGGAACUGUUGUAAACAUGGGUAGUUUUAAUGUUCGAGUUAGAAAUUAACUUGACUUGGUAACUGUUUAUUGUCCAAUCACGACAGACGAGCAAAAAGUAACACUAGAUUUUUAUGAGGUAUCUUACAUUUGAAAAUGGACUAUUUAUACGCAAAGUGUGGAAGAACGUACCUCUAUCCGAGCAAGACAUUCUGAUAUGGUAUAAAACCUGGCUGAAUUUUCUGAAACCCCUACAUUGGUUCAGUGUAAAUAAUUGUAUGAUUGUGUCGUGGAGUCACUGAAAUAUUCCGAAUAGUUUUACUGCAUCCCUGUAUUAUAGAA